Molecule: messenger RNA, 71291 nt
Organism: Xyrichtys novacula (pearly razorfish)
Lineage: Eukaryota; Metazoa; Chordata; Actinopteri; Labriformes; Labridae
Source: the annotation of a GenBank genome assembly
GUAAUCGCUAUGUUUGGGUUUACCCUGUCCCCUCCGCUCCCCCAACAGCAUUGUCCUCUCCGAGAGACGCAGUGAACCCUGACACUGUCUCUCUGAUCCUCCAGUCCUGGGCUGUACUGGUGCGUCCCGUUACGCACAAACUCAAUCCAGACUCCAGCGCUGCACACUCGGCGCGCUGGCACGGGGUACGUCAGGACAGCCAGUAAGAGAAAGAGAGAGAGCUACAACUUCACGAGUGGAUAUGAUUCAUGCGUGGAUGGCAGAGACUCGGUGACAGGAGGACUCGGGGGAGUUCAGGUAGAGCAGGAACAAGGACGGGUCUUGGGCCCCCCUCUCCUCCCCCGAGCGGUUUACGCGAGGUGAUCCAGCAAGAAGAGCCACUUUGCAUGGAUUUCCUCACCAGCUGUGACUGAUAAUGAGUGUCACUCUGGACUCUUUGAGCUGGUGAUAGUCUCUCUCUAUCUCUCUCCUCUUCGCUUCCCCCUCAAACUUCAGUCAGUGGAUCUUUGCGAGAGCGGCAGGAUGGGAUCACAGACCGGAGCAGCUCUGCAGAAACAGACGCUCCUGUGGUUCAUCGUAGGUGAGUGUUUGACAUUUGUGCUUCUAAUGAGGAUGUUUUAACUAAAGUGAAUGAUCUAAACUGUGAACUCUGCAUGGACAAUAUCACUUAUUCUCUAAGCAGACGUGACUGAGUAGAUUUAGUGACAAAUCCGAUUAGAAUAAGCCUGUUAGGGUUGUUUUUAUCAAGUUUUAAUAAGCGGAUGUGAAAAUAUUGGAUUACCCAAAUUGGUAGGCUCACUCUUUCACUCACAAACACAUUUCUGAUUAAAUCUUGAUGUCCAAACUUUGAUCUUCAUGACUUAAAUCAAAUCUUAGGGUGAUUUGUUCACAUUUAUACACAAAAGUGCUCUUAAGUGAGACCUGUUCGCACUCUUAUUGUGUGUCUUUAAUGCUUUUGUUGUUACGGAUAGAGACAUUGUUGACAUAAGUUGAAGUUUUUAGGGUUUUUGUUGGAGUAUUGCCUGUCAAAGUCUUCUUUUCUUCUGGUUAAGUUGCUUUACUCGCUCUGAAACAUGAAAACAAACAAUCAUACCUGGAUAGAGUGUAACACUUCCCCUGCUCCCUGCUUCACCAACCUCAAAAGAAAACUCUUCCUUAAAGUGAGAACAGGUUUUUCAGAUCCACAUAAUGUGCACAAAAUCAGCUGUUCAGUUGGUAUCCACUCAUUUUUUCCAUGUUGAUUAAAUAUAAUUGAGUUCACUGGAGGUUACCCACAUCUGCUGCCUUGCGCAAUUCAUUCUUCUGUGGGUAAACUGAGAAAGGCACGAAAAUAACAACAAAAAAGUUGCUUAAUCCUGAGCAGGGAGAGAGAUGAUAUUCAUAAAUAUGACAGGAAAACAGCAGCACCUGCUAAGUGGUCGAAUACACUGCAUAGCACACACAGCAUCCUCGACUAUGAGAUGACUUUGUUGUGAGUGGGUACGGCCAUCUGUUUGCACUCCAGUUGUUUCAUGAUGUGUUAACCAAAAGCAGCUUUUUUUUCACUCCCACAAGAGCAAAAAUAAACAAAAAAAUGUGGGAAAACAUUGAAAAAAAAAUUUUCCGAUCUGGUUGAAAGUAAACAAAGAACAUUUAGAAACUGUGGGCAGUCCUCUGUCUGCCUUUUCCCACAUUCUUAUAUGGUGUGUAUCUAAUUUAUAAAUUAAUAGACAAAAAAAAAAAAUCUUAGAAAGAUAAUUUUGUGCUUGUGACCGAGAAUAUUCAUCCACCAGUCUGCACAGUGACGCCUCCCUGGGGUGAUUAACUGAUGUGCGAUUGUGCAUGACUUUAUAGGAUAUUUAUGAUCCCUAUGUGACAUUGUAAUGAGUGCAUCAAUAUUAAAAUUAAGCAUAAAGAAAAAAAAGAGUACAUUUUUACUCUUGGGGCGGCACUGGCUCAGGAGGUGGAGCGGUCGUCCAAUAACUGGAAGGUUGGCGGUUCAAUUCCCCCCAUCCCUAAUCUGUCCGUUGUGUCUUUGGGCAAGACGUUUAACCCACCUUGCUCCCAGUGUGUGUCCUCCACUGGUGUAUGAUUGUGAGUGUUGUGUGGUGGUGUUCGGAGAGGCUGUAGGCGCAAACUGGCAGCCACGUUUCCAUCAGUCUGCUCCAGGGCAGCUGUGACUACUAACCCACUGAGCAUUUUUUAGUCUAAAAGAGGUCUAAUAGAUGUCUAAAUGUAACCUAGAUGACUGGUCUAAAAUCAGGCUACCACAGGUCUAACAAUGACAGUUUAGACCAAGUCUAAAUCUGGGCUAUAUCUAUACUACUCUGUAUAUUGCUCAAUGGCUAUCAUAAUUAUUUCGGUUAAGCCCUUGGAGAUCAGUCAUGCAACUCACAUUUGCGAAUAAUGGGUUAAAGUGCAACAUCUAAAUUCCGUCUAAAAAAAUACAGAAUAUAGAUGGUUGAAAUUAGGUCUAAAAAAAAAAACUAGACGUCUAAUAGCCGUCUGUUGCUCAGUAGGAAGGGUGUGACUGUGUGAGCAAAUGAAUGAUGGAUCCAAUGUAAAAGCGCUUUGAGGGUCUCUGAUAAAGUGCUAUAAAAAAUCUGACGCAUUAAUAUUAUUACUCUAAAUUUUAGGAUUUGUAAUUCUGCCACUUUCUUGUACUAUAUUAUUCAAAUGAGGAUAAUUAUGGGUCCAUAUGAGCCAUAAGGAACUUACACCAAUCGUGACCAAUGAUAGGUGAAGUGACUGAUGCUUAUAAUUUCUUUAAAACAGAACUUGUCAGUGGGUUGGCUGUGUUAAAGGGAUAUUCCGGCGUAAAAUUAAUUUAAGGUCAAACACACCGUAACACUAAGUUAGACACCCCCUCAAGAGAUGAAUGUUGCCGACCGCUUGCUUCUCUAGUUAAACCAACUUUAGUAACAACCGCACGAUAGCAAUACACAGCGGUCUGAGGAGCCAUAAACAAACCUCAACCAAAACGCCACUCUAUAGCCACAAAUAAUGCUCAGAUGCUCAAUGCUCAGCACCUAACUUCAUUCACAGUACAUAUAGGGUCCCAGACACAGCACUUUGUGAAUUUCCCAGUUUGGGAUCAAUAAAGUAUACGUAUCCUAUCCUAGCCAUCAAACAUCUUUUUAACUUUGUCUAAUUUCUAUAGCAAAGAGACUAAACACAACUCACCUACUCUCUUCCAGCAGCUGCUUGUUCGUAGCAAGACCUCGGGCCAGUCCAUUAGGGACUACAGCGGGGUGACGCAGCUCAAGGAAGAACAUUUCUGAUCAUUUAUUCAUGGAAAUGCAAUCAGACCGAGACGCUAAGGCAGAAGAACUACCGCGUCUGCAGUGAAAAAUGAUUAAUAUGAUGAUUAUUACUUCAAGGAAAUGAAAAUGUAAUGACCCUGUGUAUUGCUGUCAUGCGGUCGUUACUAAAGUUGGUAUAACUAGAGAAGCAAGCGGUCGGCAACAUUCAUCUCUCGAGGGGGUGUCUAACUCAGUGUUAUGGUGUGUAUGACUCUAAAUUGAUUUUACGCCAAAAUAUCCCUUUAAGCAAAAAGUGAGUGUUUUUAAAUUCAUGAGAUUUUGAGCGACUUUGACAAGGUGCUAAAUUGUUUGGGUUCGAGCGCUACAAACUGGAUUAGCACCCUGCUUUUAAUGGUCACUGCCUCUCUGAAGUGGUCCGAGCAAGGAAAACCAGUCCACCAGAGACAGGGUCAUAGUGGGGCCAAGGCUCGGAGAUGUGUUUGGGUAGCAGAGGUUUGAUCCAACAGAGGAGCCAAAGCUCAAAUUGAUGAAAAGUUAAUGCAGGAUCUGAUAGAGAGAUAUCAGAGCUUGUGCAGCUGCAGACGUGUUACUGUACGUUAACAUGUUUGAAUGUUCGGCACGGUGAGAUCGCUUUAUCAGGAUCGGGAGGAGGAGAAGAGCGGAGCUAAUAAAACAGGGAUCAUGAUCAGGAUAAGGGAGGAGUCCCUGAAAUAUCAAGAGGUUGAAAGGCCCACAGAGUGGAGCAGAGGUUGUGUGUUUCUGCCUGACAGGAUGGUAACAUUAGUUGUGCUAUGUUGCUUCCCUUUGCUAUGCUGUGCCAUGCUAUGCUUCUCCUUACUGUGGAUAAUUCACCCUCGGGCAGCAGACGCUCCAGAUUCUGCCAUACUACCCAGUUGUUACUGCUACUCUCCUGGCAAAGUGCAUGCAUGGAUUAUGAGCUUCUCUAAAGGAGCUCUGAAGGGGGAGUGUAUUUGUUGGGCUGUUGUGUAGAAAUAACAGAAAUCUUCCUCGAUAACGUAUCUCAACCGGAGCAAAAUGGCUGUUUCGGAGAAAAUCUAAUUUUCCCGAUAUGAUCUGAGGGACUACCUCAGGCUUCAGCUGUAAUGGUGAUUGUGCUGUUACUGUCACGUAGCCUCGAUUUAGAAGUUAAUGGUGAACUGUGUAAGUCAUGUGUGCGUCUGUUUCUCUUAUAGUGAUUCUGUUGUUCAGAAUUUUGAAGCAGCUGUUUUAUAUUCCUCUUUUGUUCUGUGGUAGACCUUUUCUUUUGCUCUAUAACACACUGCUGCAACUGUCAAUAUACUCGAUGUCAACAGGAGCUUAAAACUAGAGGUGCACAGAUCCAUUUUUUUCCGAUCCAAUCCGAUACCGAUACCUGGGCUGAGAGUAUCAGCCAAUACCCGAUACCGAUCCAAUACUACUGUUGAAUGAAUGACCUGUAAACCUUGUCCCGUGAGUGAAGGCAUCAGGCUCGAUAUUAGCCUUGUUAACACUUAGAACUCCACUGAAUCGCCAGCGAUCCCAUGUGACACCAUUGAUAUUGUUUACAGUUUCUCCAGAAAGUUCUCCAUCUCUAUGGGAUGAAAAGUGUUCAAAAGCUUACCCUUUUGGUGAUCUAUCAAGGGUUUCCAGGCAUUUCUAUUAGGGCUUGACCGAUAUGGAUUUUUUGGGGCCGAUGCCGAUUUCUCGGGUUUUCCGAUUACUGAUUGAUUGGCCGAUUUUUAAAAUUUUUUGUCAAGUUAUAAAUAGGCUACUGUUCUUCAUGCCGACGGGAAGACCAACCAAUUAAACUGGGACCAGAAAAGCGUUUUUAACUACUCCGACUAUCAACUAAAGCGGGACAUUUCUAAUUUGUUUACUUGUGUAGUCAAUGGAGAAAGAAAAUGACAAGGAGCUGUUGUGCUGUAAACUACACGAAUCAGCAAAACAAACAAUCGGCAAACAUUACGACCCUGCUCCUGAUAUUAGAAACAUCUAAAACAAUGUCAACACCUGGUAAAUUGAGUGAAAUUCAUGGAUAUUUCAGCAAGCGAUUUUUUAAUGAAAUGCCAUUUUAUUGCAAUUUUUUCAGGGAGAACUUGCAAACAAUACGACAUCUUCAUUGUUUGUACACAGAAAACCUGUCUAUAAGUGCAAAGAAAAAACGGUUUGAAAAAAUAAUAAAUUCAUUCAGACGUACAAUCCCAUGAUGCAUGAAGUCAGGAUACAGCUCCACUCGUAUCUGCCUCCCUUUCACUCCUUCCUCUCCUUUAGAUACUCGCUCUCUUCUUGUAAUCUUAGACUUAUAAAGACAUCCAGUUUACUCGGGUUCGUUUCCUAACCUCUUAACACCGAUUCUGACCACCAAAUACUUUACCCUCCACUGAACUGUAAUGUGAAUCUCAUCCCCUUACCCCGAACUGAGCGUUCGACCGAGCAGAGCAGGAGUGAAAAAAAAAAGUCCUCUGUCCACGCAGAGAUACUGUGACGCUCUUAGACAAAGGUGUUCAGGCGAGCUUCCUCUGCUCUUUGCCCUUUGUUUCCAUUUUCAAAGCCUCCGUGUAGGUGUUCUGUAUUUACACAAAGAGAAAGUUAUUACUCACCACAGCAGCACCAGGUCGCCUCUUGACUUUUUCAUUACGUUCACAGACAGCAGGUUUUUAAGACUUGCUCUGUGAAAUCACGCCUCUAUUUCCCAAGACCUCUAAAAUAAAUUAUCCCCUCUCCAGCGACUCAUUUAUCACUUUAUUCCGUCGCUCUUAUGCUCAUUUUUAACUCCUAGUAGCACACCUUGACCGAUAGAGCCUAGAUCUGAUUAAUAACCUCUGCCACGUGGCAUCAGUCGGAUCAUUUGCGGCAUGACAGAAACAAUUUUUAAUUUCCUCCGGUUAUACGUUGACCCAAAAGUGGAGGAUGGAUGACGGAUGAAGUGUCCUCACUCGGCGGAGGAAAUUGGCAGGAAGAGUCGCUUUAAUCGUCUUUCCCGGACAUGAUCGUCUUUCAUCUGACAGCUAAAGAUUACGUUUGAAUUCACUCAACUACAGUAAAAUGACAAAAGUAAAAACAAGAGAAACUUCUCAGGGGUAAACACAUGAGUGACUUCAAUGAGUGAGGACCUUGUAAGUUAAUAAUCGCUGUGGACGCCGACUUGAGUUUGCUCUUUAGAUAAUCUACGAUAAAAUUUGCGGCUCAUUAUUUUGGUUUAAUAACUUUUUCUCUCCAACAAGUUUUAAAUCAGUUUGUCCUCUGAAUCUAAAACUAAGUUUUCAAGUUAAUUAAAUUUGGUUGAAUGGCUCCACUUAGAAAUAAUGUAGUUAAAGAUAGUCAAGCUCAUACAGAGGACAUUUCUGAACAGUUUCAAAUCUGCAUAAUUCGUUCACUGUUCAUACUCACCAAGAAGUGAUCCAUGGCGAGAUCUAAUCAUCAGCAGUGUGAGUUAGCUAGAUAAGAAGAUUUCUUUGUUUCAGUUCGCCUUGUGCCUUUUUACAUCGACAGUGCAACAGGCUGUUUUAAGUUAAAAAAACUCUUCUCCAGUGUUUGUACUCACAAAAUAUUAAAAAUGUUGGGAAUCAAACCCAGGAGGAUUCGAUCUCCACGUCAAGUGCUUCUUAAAAAUGGAGAUAUUCACCAUAACGGUUUCAGUCUGUAUUCAAAGUGGUUUCUUACGCAAGUGUUUCAGCAAGCUUUGGGGGUGACGGGAGAAGGAGAAAACAUAUUUGCGUGGAGAGGAAAGGGUCUGAAAUACAACCUCGGAUAUCAUCAGCGGUCAUGCGACAACAAUUUAACUUGAAUUGAUCUUCAUAAACAGAUUUCUCCAUAAAAAAAGAUUUUUUAGAUGUUCAAGAGUGUUCAAAUUCAUCAGAAGAAGAGAAGAUAAAGCUCUUGUAUACCAAAUAGCUGUAGCCCCACUUAACUGUGAUAGUAAACAUACUGACGGUGUUGAAUUAAUAUCCACAAGUCAUCUGUUUGUGUCCAUCUGUCGGCUCUAAAACCAAACCCAACCCUCUUUUUUUUCUACUUAUUGGUUCUUAUCUCAGGGUAAACAUCUGGACUUUCAAAGCUACUGUUUCUUUUUUAACUUGGUUAGCAGACUUUACGAGAAGAGAUCUUUCACUGAAGCUAAUAAAAGUUUCUGAGAAAUAGCUUUAAUAUUUCUCUGAGUAAUCUGAUCAUUUGUUGACUCAGAGUCAGUCUGUAUGAGCACCAUUUCUCGCAGUGGUUGUGUCUGAAGAAUGAAGGUGUUUAGCCUUCAAGCGUAAAAAACAGAUUUCAGCCUAUGACCUUUUUUUCUUUUUUUUUUUCAUCCUGCCAAGAAAACAACAUUUUUAUUUAUUUAUUUUUUUAAACCAGGGUCAUUGUGUUCCCAAAAUUGGAGAAAGUCGAGAACAGAAAACAAGAUACAGACCUCUUAAUGACAAAACACUUCAUGUUUCUUGACUACUUCGCCCGUUCGUUGUAUUCCGUUGGCUGACGUCCCGUAACCCAGCAGGCAUGGAUCUUGUUUUGACCCCCUACCGCUCACAGAGACACUGCAGAGAUCUGUGAUGUUCUCCCCGGGGACAGUAGUAUUAAUUUUUCUCAGCUCUUUAGUCUUUGAUGAGCUCUUUUUAUUCCAUCUAGGGAGCACAUGCAUGGAUUUAACACAAGCACUGAGCUCUCGCCGUAUUUCAUGCGUUUCUGGUGUGAAGGACUCUGGGGAGCGUUUUUAAGAACGCCCAUAAAUCAGCAGAGAGAGAGAGAGAGAGAGAAAGAGAGGACGACAGGGAAAGUAAGAAGCGGUCUAACAAGACAGAGGGAGAUAAAUGGAGGAGGUGGGGCCGGAAAGUCAAAGUUUUAAUAGAGUUGAUAUAUGUUUGUUUGCGAAGGUGUGUGUCUCCGCAUUGUGUCUCGUGCAUUUAUGCGUAUGCGUGACCGACUGACUGAGUGACAGCCCCGCCCACUGGACUUCAGCUAAUUAGAUAAAUGGGGAAUGAGGGAUGACAGGAGGAAAAGGAAGCUAACAAAAGUAGCCAUGCCCCCCUUUGAUGGAGCCGUUUUUCAUGUGUAAUGUAAUAUAAGUCCCUGUGCACACUUCCCCUCCCAAGAGAUUCUCGUUUUUUCAUUUCUCGACUGAAGGAGUUGAUAAAAAAAUAUUACAAAGGUGACAAAUAACAACACCGUGGCAUGCUUUUGUGAGAUGUUCUCUGUGAGCCGAGCCGAAGAAACAGAAAAAUCCAAAUAAUGACCCGAGGUUCUGCUCACGCUCUGACUGAAGGGUGUUAGUAUUCAGCCUUUUGUGUCUGCUUUUGGUUUCGAGAAGAACGGCGCCAAACAAGAUCGUGAUGUGCUCACUAAUUCAAGAGUAGAUUCAAGGUUCGCUCCAAAUAUUCUAUUUGAUAACCUGUUUGGAGGAUAAGUGGGUCCGAGAGCAAGCUUGGAAAUGCAAUUAUUUGAAGAUGAGAAGUUUGAUUUAGUGCGAUUUAAGCCGGAUAAAAUCUGAAAUUUUCCAUCACUUCUCCCUGGACUGCUUCAACAUCAUAGCCAAACCACAAACAAUUAAGGUGACCAUCUUCUGACUUCCUAAAAAGAGGACACGACUACGCAAGUCCGAGUCUGAGUAUGGUCACCCUACGCACAACGUCUCGUAGAGAUAACACUUACUGCUGCCCUCUGCCAUUUAGGGUCAGAUUCUAGAUCAUAUGUUUAUUGUGGUGUUGGUUCUCCUGGAGCACUCGCCAUGUUUGUUUCCAUGGUUUUCCAUCUCUGCAACCUCCUUCAUCAGAACGCUCUCAGGCAGAAUAUCACCUUCAACUAGAUCACUGCAAAGACAACUAGAGCUAAACUCAAAGAUCGAAAACUUUUUAUAUGUAAACAAAAGACCUAUUUCUCUCUCUAAACCUGGACUCCCCAAUACAAUAAACUGCACAUCUUAGGCUGCGUUCACACUGCAGGUUAUGAUGCACAAUUCUCAUUUUUUGUUAAAUCUGAAUCUAAAAUCUUUUUGUUCGGUCGUUCACAUUACAACAACGAAUGUGGCAUCUAAUGUGAACAGAAUGAGUCCGUCCAAAUUGCUCUUUGCACCUGUUUGUAUUGUUGAACAAUGGUGACGUUUGUCACAUAUUGAUGACGUAUAGGUUGGAUGAACGCGACUUGAGUGUCCACACUGCAGUCACAUUGGAUACAAAUCCGAUUUAUAUCCGCAUGCAAAAGAGGCCUGGGUUGGAUUUGAAAAAUCAGAUUUGCACUGUUCACACUUACAUGAAAAAAUCAGAUAUGUGUCACAUAUGGUUAAAAAAUUGGAAUUGACCUGCAGUGUGAACGCAGCCUUAGAGUGGCUCUUUAUUGUGGUCAGUCUAAGGCACACCUGUGCAAUAAUCAGGCUGUCUAAUCAGCGUCUUGAUAUGCCACACCUGUGAGGCUGUGAGGUUGAUGGAUUAUCUCAGCAGAGGAGAAGAGCUCUCUAACGCAGAUUUAGACAACAAUAUUUGAGAGAAAUAAGUCUUUGGUGUGCGUAGAAAAGGUCUUCGAUCUUUGAGUUCAGCUCAUGAAAAAUUGGAGCAAAAACAAAAGUGUUGUGUUUAUAUUUCUGUUCAGUGAAUGUGAAUAGCCUAUAGCAAUGCCAAAUGUGUACUUUAAGUACUUUGUCCUUGAUAUUACCGUAUUUUUCACACUAUAAGGCCCACCAUCAAUGAACGCGUCUAUUCGCGUCUAUUUUCAUACAUAAGGCACACCGGAUUAUAAACCAUAUUAACUUAAACAAAACAGUCAGAUAAGUCAAACUUUAUUUAACUCAUUCAAUAACUCCGUGAGCUGCAGUGCUCCGACAAGUCAAAAGGAUUUUAAGUGUGCCUUAUAAUGACAAAAUUUGUAUAUUUUCCAUUUUACAACAGAAACACUGAGCACAUCUUCUCUUUUCCAUCAGAAACUGGUUAAUCAUCUCUCAUGAAGAAGAAAGAGAGCAGAUUUUACAGCUCAUUUAUCCUGGCCCGUGUUCUCAUACAUUACAUUUAACCUUACAUAACAGCAGCAUAGUGAGCGUGUCAGGAUGGGUCACUUAACCAGCGCAUCAGUCUGGAUUUUUUUUUCUUUUUUUUAAAGAUAUAAAGAUUUUCUUUUUUGUGUCAUCCCUGCUUCAAAAUAACCCACGACGUCACGUCAGAGGGGUCGUGUGCAGGCUUCAAAGCCCGCAACGCCACGAGCUCGUGACACAGAGUCACACUGUGGAAGCCUGAAAGGGAUUUCUACAAACAUUCAUCCAACCAGACUGAUCAAAUAGUAACACAUUGAUAUUUAUAGAAAUGACCCGGGGGAGGAACGGCUGAGGCAUGGAGACACGUACAUCCUGUAGACGAGAGCUGUCUCUUUUAACUACAGUCUUAUGCUGCUGCUGCUGACCACUCGGCUGCUGGAGCUGGAGUCGUUUUUUGGCUUCUGGGCUACAGUGCAGUGAAGCUGAUUCUGGAUCAGCUGCAGAAUCAGCAGUUUGAGGUCGCUGCCUGCUGGGAACACAGACGCAGGAAAAUUUGAUCUUUUCUGCAGGAAAGUAGCUGAGAGAGAAUUCGAGAAAGAUGUCUGAAAUGGAAAUUUUCUGAAAAGUAAAGGAAACACCUCAGGUCUCUGUUGGUAGAGAUAUAUAUUACGUUUCCUGAAAGCAGUCAUUAGUCAUAAAACUGUAAUUAGCUACAAGAAAAGUGAGUGGCACCUUUUUAAUGGCUCUACAGAUGCUCAAAAACAAACAAAAAACAGCUUAUUAUUCCCUUUAUGCCCACAUAUGGGAUAACAAAUUGGUGGCUGCCAGUAGCAGAGCUAGCACCCCCAGCCUCCAGUCCUCCUCACAGGUAAAUGUCCACACACCUGUGCUGGUUUCACAUUGCUCUGGUUAAGUGGUAGUUUCCACUUUUAGACCAAAAUACAAAACGACACCACACAACAAGAUGCUCAAGAUCAGUCAUCUGUGCUUGUUUGCAUCCAGGUAGUAGAGCGUUAAAGUCUCAUUGUAGCAGUGGCAGCUGAUGGUCUUUCAAGGAGGGGAAGCUCAUUUUUCUGGCCUACAUCAUAAUUGUAUUUGUUUAUUUGUAUGUAACAGAACAGAGUCGCCAAACACAACGGCAGUCGUUUUUAAUAAAGACAGAAGUCGCUGAGGAUCGGUAAAGUCUCUGGAGCAGUUAAGAACAACGGAAUGAGUAACUUGGAAAAUGCUCUGGUAGAUGUUUUAUUCUUCAAGAUCGCUGAUUCGCUUGUUUAGCUGUCAAUCAAAAGAGGAUUUCGCCUCAGACAGCUCAUCCAAUCAUGGAUGCAGAAGCUCGGAGUCCGGGAGAAAGUUGGGACCGCCCUCUCGCCAUAGAACUCCAGUGAAGCUCAGCGUCCGAUGGGCGGGACAAAGCCCAGCAUUUAUCCAAUGAGCGUCUAGUUUCGCUGCUGGAACAACCCACUUUGAGCUUCCACAUUGAAGUCAGCAGAAGCCGAGCGUCCGGCUGUUUAAAGCGCUGAGGCGCUGCAAGGAUGAAUGAGAACGAAGUUGUGCAGAAUCAGCUUCUUAUCACACUGUGAUAAGAAGCUGAUUCUGAACAAAAGAUGAAGGCUUUCUAGUGCGUAUUUAGUUAAUGAAAUGUACACACAGCAGUACGUAUUUCACCACUUUUUCUUUUUUUUGGGGGUGACAUUUUAAGGGAAGCUGAGCUUCCCUUGCAGUCUUAGAGCAAUCGCCACUGCAUUGUAGUUACCUUUAACCAGAACUACAGUCCUAACUAAUGGAGGGAGGGCUUCACUACAGCUUUGACUCAACAUAUGACCAGGAAAUUCAGGCUUAUAAUGUAAUAGAUAAGAAUUACUGGGGUGAUGCAUCUGAUCCUUAAGCUAAACUUACACAAUAUGACAUGACAUAAUUUAAUAAAUAAAUGGUGAUAUUUAUGUCGAUUUGGAUGUCAAUAUCACCAUGAUAUCAUGUCUUAUUCUGGCCAAUAACUGCGUCAUAUUUUGUCAGUAAACAGUUUAAAGUUGAGAUCACUUUUACUUCAACUUUCGAGUCGAUGUCUGGUGGCAGUGCUGCUGACAGAGCAAAAAACACUUUUCUCCUAUUAUGUCAAUAUACACAGUAAUUAUGGUUCCACCUGUUUUGAGACGUUGUUUUGCCUGGAGGAUAAUAAAGGCUGUCAGUUAUUGUUUGAUAUUGUUUGUGAGGUAGUUACUUUAUUGCUGCGCUAAUCUAAUAUCUAUCCAAUUGCUUGGAUUUUAAUGCAAAGUUAUAAUUACAGAAGAAGAAGAAGAGGCCUAAAGGCUUUAUAUUAUAGUUCUCAAACACACAAGGAUGCUGCUGUACCGUGAUGAUAUAUAUUGGUUUUGUGGAUGUAGGCAUGCAUAAAUGAGUGUGUGCGUGCAUAUAUGUAUGGAUGUAGGUUUAUUUUCAUAUACUUUAUUUUAUCUCUAUAUGCAUAUCCUUAUAUUACCUGUUUGGCAGUGUAUUUUCUGUGGAAAUUUGGCUGCAAAUGCAAGAAAAACUUUAAGAGUGAGACACUGCAGCUUUAUGUGUGGCAUAAAUAGGUUAAGACAAGUUAUAAGAAUUGAAAUGCAAAGUUGAAUAUGUUUAAAAAUUAAUUAAAAGAUCAAAAGCUAAGCAUAUCUAUGAUAAUAAUAAGCAGUUGGUGUAUGCAGUAGAAAUAGCACUUCAGACCCGUUUGUUCUCGCUUCAGUUUGAUCUGUUUUAAGUAAGAAUAAUGUUGUUUUAUUAAAGUAGGAGUUUGCUGUGAAAUCAUUAUACCCUGCGGCGCUAAAGUAAAUGUUUUAUUAGCGGUAAUCUUUCCUCAUGAGUCAAAUAUAAUAACAUAACGCAGGCUUUCUAUUUAUGUCUCCCAAAAAAAAGAUGUGUAACAGCUUGAGUCAAAGCUGAGCUGAGCUUCGUCAGCGUUUUAUUGAAUUUUCCCUCUUCACGUCGCUCGUGAUGCAUAACUUACCAAUUUACUGUGAGCCAGGCAGUGCAGAAAAUCCCAAAUUGAAGCAAAUGAAAGUGUUGACUUUCAAAUCUGAACAUGUAGUUGCAUGCGACUGUGAGCCCUAGGUUAGGCCUUGAAAUCCCACCCAGUGUUAAAAAAAAUGUUGCUUUAAUACUUUAAUGGUGUUUUUAUUGCUCUAUCUGGUUAGUCGAUGCAUUUUGAAGAGGUAAAUCAUGUUAAAUUUAGCACAUUUCCACUGUCCGGGUUCAAACCAUGACAGAUCUGCGCCCCUUUUUUCAUAACUCACCGCGUCACUCCUCACUUCAUGAGAGGAGCUUAAUCUCCACACUGUAGCCGUUGGUAAAUCUGGACAAAUAGCUCUUCGUUCCACACCGAUCACUGGAUUUAACAGCUCGUAUGUCCGUGACGGCUCUGCUUCAUAUAUCACUUUGACCUCAGGUAACAGCGGCGCAGUUUCCCCAUCACAGAGCUUUUACCGUUCUGGAAAAUAUUAAACUCAUAUGGAAAUUACAAGAUGAAUAAAAGCCCUUAUCCUCUCCUUCCACCUCUCUCUGUCAAAUUGAUCUUGUGGAAAUAUGAGCUGUGGCUAAAUUUAAAUCACUUUAUGUUAUGAAGGGGGACAGUUCCCCUUUUCUGUCCUGCUUUCAUCUCGCUCUCUUUGUCACACCUUUUCUCAUAUUUCUAAUUAGCAAUAAAAAAAGAGGUGAAUGCGCCCCCAGCUCUCCUUCAUUGUUUUCAAAGCGCUCCACUCUCUUGCUUUUCUAUCUGUAUUAACCUGUUUAUAGCUGGUCACGACUGGUGUGUGCCUGCAGAUUCGUGUGUGUGUGUGUGUUUCUGUUUAUGCUUGUGUGUUAAAUGUGAGCGCACUUGCAAAAGCUGUAACCCAGUUUUCACUGUCACGCCUCAGCAGCUAAUGAGCAGCGUGGAGGCACUGCUAGUUAGCGAAGCAUGUGUGGAAGUUCGUGUGUAUUAUUGUGUUUAUGAGUGUGAGUGUGUGUGUGUCCUGUAUAAGGGGAAAUAGCCAUUAGCAAUUAUCCAGACGUCAUGGAGCCAACACCUAUUUCAGCACCUCAGUGUUGGGAGCAGUGAGCACCAUAACACGCAGCUUAAACACACCCCCACACAGGCAUUUUCAUACGCUGUCACACUUGGCACCCACUCUCAGACAAAGGGAGACGGUGUCAAAUGUGAAACACAAAGACAGUAUAGCACACACACUCACACGCAACCUAUAUAUGCGUGUGAACCCAGCCAUGAGAUGUGUUGUGUAGAUCAGGCGUGCUCUCUCACGUCAAAGCUGCUCCCCUGAGCGAGACACCCAACGCUCAGCUGAUGUCAAAUAUCAUUAUGCUGAGAUGUGGUUGUGUAACUGUAUACAUUCAGCUGGAUUUGGCUUAAAUUUCAAGUGUUUAACUUCAACUUUAUGUUAAGACAAACGUUAAGACAAAGAUGUAAAGUAGAAGGCUUGUUUUGUUUCUGUUAUUCUUCCUUUUUAUAGCGAUGAAAUGUGAUUUUAAUAAUAUGAAAUCUCAGCGAUAUGUACUGGUAUUAUUUGUUCUGUUUCUUUCCGAUGAGUUGACCCACCAACUUCUUGUCAGCUAGCAAAAGUCAGUGGUCCUGAACCCCCUAGUACAGAUAUCUGUGUCCAAGUUUGAACACGUACAGGUGAGUAUAUCAAGUUUGAAUAAUCUGAUACUGAAUUGCCAGACAACAGGGGUUAAGGGUCAAGAGAAUUGGUUACUAGAGCUAAAGAUAAGGAGGAGGCGAAAUGCAGUUCCUUUGAGUGUUUUGGGAUAAAACAUACAAACAAACAAACAAACAAACAAAAAUAGUCAACUCUGAUAGUCACCGUCUUCUUCUCAAAGUAGUUGUGGUACAUACAGUCAAAGUUUUAACUGUGUUCUGUAACAGGCUACUGAUUUAAAUUAAUACUAACGCCUCUUUGUGACCAAACAAGACCAUCAGGGAGAAGUUUGAGUAUUUUUUUUAGGCAUGCCCCGAUAUGAUAUUGAUAUUAGAUAUUGGUCCGAUAUCAGCAAAAAAACAAAAACAAUAUUGGAUUAUAUCUGCAUCUAAAAUCUCCAAUAUUGGUACUCUGAUACAAUAUUGGUACUCUGAUACAAUACCAAUACGACGGUUUCGGUAUUAGGAGUAAAAAAGUUGUAUCGGGACACCCCUAAGUAUUUUUAGUAUUUGUUUUUAAUGACUGGAGAGGUUGAGAUUUUUGUCAGAAAACGCCACUUACACAUGCGUAGAACAUGAUUAGGGAAGAGGUAGAUAGGUAUCACUUUGUCCAGAGGGGGCGCCAAACUUUAUAGUUAGAAAUUUCUCAGGAGCUGGGAACUUUUUUGUGGGGACUUUUUUAAAUAGUAUCAAUUUAUUACGAAACCUGUAAUGGUAACAGUCCCACCAAACAAUGUGGAAUGUAAAAAAAAAAAGUAUCUGAGUGAUCACUUUCAUUGACUCCAAAUAUUCAGUUAUUUUUCUGGUAUGUCUUAGACCUUAUUUAAAUGCCGUACAGGUUUAUUUCUGAUGUCAGUAUUCUGGAUGGUAGAAAUGAUGAGUCAGAGUGAGAACUUGUUGUCGUGUCGUAUGGUUUGACCUCCAAAAAUAAAUCUUGUUGUCGAAUUAAAUGACCAAUGUCCAGAACCUUGAAAUACUUAAGAAGUUCAUAUCCUCCUUUAUGCUUCUCUCAGCUCAGUGAGCAGGAUGUUGACUGAAAUCAUGGAACCAUACGCUAAAUGGUGAAAGCUUUUACUCAGGUGCAUUAUACUACCAUUUAACUUCAUACAUUAUUAAAAUCAUGGAAUCCCAUUGGAUUGGACUCAGGCUCCCAGUCUUGGUAAUGUUUCUGCCUUGCUCCUCCCAUUAACCCACAAACAUAAAAACCCAAAGGAAACUUGUGUAAUGAAAAUUUAAACCGGUCAUAAAAUGUAAACACAAUGCAGCUCACUUUUAAAAAAGAGCUGUUAACAUUCAAGUGCCGACAGCAUGAUGCACUCAUACAUUACUACUCUGUGUGGCAAAUGUGGUAAAAAUAAAGUCACAUGUAAGCACGAACAAAGACUGUCUUCUUCCAUCUGGUCUGAAAACAGGCAAUUUGAUCAGAGACCUGUGUGUUAACUUGGUAGACUCUUGUUAUUAAUAGAUGCUGUGUUCUCAUUGUCUGUCCCUGUUAUGAGUGAAUCUUAAUACACUGAUUUGGUCUGUGCAGCUGGGGCUUGGCAGCAGCAACAACAGAGUAAUAUCGCUGUAUGGUUUCCUUUUUAGUGGAAAGGGUUGUCUGGAGCUCUUUUUGUAAUUGGUGGCUUGAGACUACAGGAGAAUUGGAGUUGGGUGACCUCUCAACUAGCCCUGGCAAGAGUUUUGCUUCCAAAUAUGGCUAAUUCAUACUUUCACUGCAUUUUUAUUUGUCUGAGAGCUUGGCACACGGGAGAGUACACCAUCUUCUGAUGUUGUCUUUCUGAUCUGAUGUCUGGCUUGACAAGUUUAUCAAAGAGCGAACUCUCAAAACAUGAAAAGUAACACCCACAAGCUGUUUCUAACGUCACAUCACUCAAAAAGCAGUAAAAAAGAAGCGAUUCAGGUAGAGGUUGAAAUGAGGGUUUUUGUGAAGCCCUUUAUACAGAGUUUUUUGAGCUACAAAUCAUGCAGAAAUCCUCUACAGGUUUACUUUAAAGUCAGGUCUGAGUCCACCGUCGUGAGGACUCAUGAAGAAGUAUACUUAUACCAACGUUUUAGGGCUCUACCUCUGAAGCUUUAUGGACUGAAAACAGAACGACUGCAGGAAAAUGAUGUAAAGAAAAGGACUGUCACUAGGCUGUAAGAUCAGUCAGAGUCUGAGGUGCCAACCUCCCACACAUUCACACUCACACACACUCAGUGCAUAUGUUGCUUCCGAGCUUGCAGCUAACGCCUGUCCAGGUGGUCGUCUGCUGUUUGAGGCAAAUAAACUCAGACUACACAAACAGUGCAGCAGUUAAACCCUUGCAGAUAACUCCACAGGUGCAUUUUUACAUUACUAUCAGUGCGAGCAAAGGCUAAUAAACUAUCUGAAUCUGUCUUGAAGAAAAAGACUGGUCACAGUUGUCAAAUCAUUCCCUCUGUUCGUAUGUGAGGCAAGAGCAGUCAGAGACAAUUGAAUCAGCUUGAAAUUUUGCAAAUUCAAAGUCUCUUUAGUAUAAAAUUCCCUCUAUGAGAUUGAAACACAGUGGGGUGAUUGUAACACAAGAAAGAGAAUUUCUCUCAGACUUUUUGAAGCCUCACAGCAGCGACUCACAAAUUUACCGGUUUUGUUCCUUUUUAAAAUGAAAAAAACUUUCAAAAGGAAACUUCUGUGGUCAGCGAACAUGAUAAAAGAAAAAAGGAAUAAAUAUUUAGGAUAAAUACAGCCAGACUUUAAAAACAUAUAACCUACUUUAAAAGACUUCAUGAAAGCUCCAAAGCGAAAGGCAAGGGUUCAGACGGUGGACCUGCUGAAAUAAUAAGCUUAUUUUGCUUUUAACUGGAUGCACCAAAGUUUGUGGGGAUUUUCUUUGAGAAAUGUCUGCAAACAGAAAGUGGGAUUCAAGGCCUUUUAUCUUUCAGUAUAUGCAGUUUCUGUGCAAGCAACUUGUUUUCCAAUGCCAUGCUCAGUCGAAAGGACGCUUUUAAACUGCAGAAAACUAUGUUUGUCUCGUAGUCAGACUCGAUCGACCUUGGUUACAAAAGCAUUUUUUUAACGUCCUCCUGAUUUGAUAAUCGCACCUCAAAAAGUAUGAGUCACUGUCGGGUUGUCUUAAAUAAAAGUGGUGCAUUUAAAGGGACAGUUCAAUGUUUUUGAUGUACAUUAGGUACAUGUCAUGAGUGGGUUAGGUGUGUGAGCCACAAAGCACACUGUUUAACUCUGUUUAUAUGCGGAAAACUGUAGCCUAGCUUGUGUGCAGGUCCUCCUGGCUGUUCUUCAUAUGACCAAUUAUUCGCCAUGGCUUGCACACACAUUAUGACAUGUAAGCACAGACGUAAUUUUUCAAAAGCCUGUUUUGGUCCCCUGCAGUUUUAACCACCUGAAAACAAUGUUACUUUACGCUAUAGCAAACCGAUACACGUCAGGCACUAGGACCAAACGGCUGCUUAAGCCGAAAACUAGUUUCCCUCAGUUUGGACCGCCCACAAGGUCCUUGAUUGGCUCUGCCGCAGGGCCACUUUUUGUGUGUGAUUGGCUAUCCCUGCUGUCAGUAUCCCAUGCCUGCUGGACGAGUGUUCUGCAAGUUACUCAUAAGAGUCAGUCAGUGAAAAUCGCUAUUCGCCGAUGUAAGUUUACAGGAGGGCGGCGUUCACUUUCCCUCUCUGUACAUCCCUGUAUCAGGUUUGUACUUCCAUUCACCUGCUGGCCGUAUUGCCUCUCCUGUUACUGUGUGUGUGAGAUAUUCUGUUUGCUAGGCUAUAUAUCUCAACAGUUCUCGAAUCACAUGUGUACCCCCCACCUUUGAAAUCAAAACUUCGUCCAUGCAUGUUAGUCACACAAUCCUAUUUUAAAAUACCAAAAUAUCCCUUUAAACUCAUUAAAACCUGUACCUUUAGAUAAGAAAUUACCCAGUCAUCAGCGAAGUGAGAGUAAAAAAAAUCGUUCGUCUAAUUCUGGCGUUUAACCACUGUGAUUUGAGUUUGUAAGCAAUGCUUGGACAAGUAUAGGUCAAGAAAAAUCUUCAUGAUUUCACAAAUAGAGAAAUCCAGUUAAUGAGAAAAACCACUCUAGAGUUACUGAGCAAGAUCGACCAUCAAUAAUCCAAUUUGUCUCAAUGCGUUAAAUUAGCCUCCUGCCAGUUAGCAGCUCCGAAUAAUUAAAUCAAUUAUUCGCCCGGCCUGUAACUGGGAGCUUUGAGUGAACAAAUUGCAGGUUUAAUAUAAACAUCUGAUGAAUUUUUUAUCUUGACCUUUGUAGGCAGGUGGGAGAGGAAAAUGAUUAGGUUAAUGAUGUCCAAAGUGCUGGGUAGAGACAGAUUCACUGUGAAUACUAAAACUGUAAAUUACAUGCUUGUUGAAUUUUAAAUUUGGUCGCAUUAAGAGACAAACACGGUAAGAGAGGAGGGUGGACAUAUUGCAUGUUGUAUGACAGCCACCUUCUUGAGUCGUAAUGCAUUAUGCAAAUGAGUCCCGCCUUGUUGCAUGAAGGGUAAACAUGUAAAUUUAUAGUCUACCUCUGACUCAGUUAAUCUCACAGUGCUCAGUAAGAUUACAAACUCGAACAACCUGAUAUUUUCCCCUUUGUCUUCACCCCUUUCUCUUUUCCAUUUCUCCAAAGUAAUGCUGCUUUUUGCAAGAACCCCAGUGCUAUUACUGACUGCAGUGACUUAUUGUUAAUACCAUACAGGCGCUUGAGUCACUUCUUUGUGUCUCUCACUCUUUUGUCUUUUCUUGGCUAAACAAAAUCUGUGCACAGAAAAAGACAGAUCCCGGCUGUUUAUGGCAACGUCUGUGACCUUUGCUGGCUCGCCGAUGCUGCUGGCAUGGUCGCAGGACUGGCUUUGACUCUCUUGUCUGAUGGGAUUACAAAAAAGGAAGAAAAUGAGCAAUUUGGCAGUGGAAGAUUUGACCGGGACGAGCAUUUUAAAUGUUUAGAAAAGCAUCUAUCCUGUGAACUCUCAACUAAAUGUGAGGAAUUUCUUCAUUAAAGCUGAGAAACUCGUAUGAGCCCCCCCUGAUGUUGGAAUUUGACCCCAGACCACCUCUUUACUCUCCUCUAGGUCAUCUCUGUGUAACCUGUUCAGUGCACAAAACAACAAAAGUCAGAGGAUUUAUGCCUCCAUUUGGUUUUAGGGCAGAAAGAGGAGAGCAGAGGAUUCAGCUGAGAGGUUUUUGUGUCUCUCCCACGUCAACAUGAACAUUUUACUGCCUCUGUAGGCACAUAAAGCUCACAGCAUGGAGGUUAUACAACAAUAAAUCAUAGAUUUUGUCCUUUAGGUUCCUAAAGAGUUAUUAUAUAUCCAAACAUUUCUGUGUGUUUGUCUACAUUUCCAAACUUGGUUUUUAAAAUCUUUUAUUCUAACAGCAACAAAACAAAAACAAACUGAAGAAUAAAAGUCCAAAAUGUGGCAGUGUGCAGUGAUUUAAAGAGUUAAACUCUGAAAACAGUAGUCAGACAAAAGUAGGAAUAUAAAGUGCGUACAGCAGCAGCAGCUCUGUGAUCUCCCUCAUACCGUGGGCCACUUAACAAGUCCUCCACUGCAGCAUUAAAGUAGAUGAGUGGUUUGGUUCUGGCAGCUGCAGGCGGUGCUGUGACAUGAGUCGAGACAAACAUCGGCUCUCCAAAAGUCACUCUCACCCAAAACAUUUCGAAUCGGUCCAUAAAGUGAACACGGCUGCUAUCCAUCACACUGUUUAGUUCUGUGCUUUAGGCACAGCCAGCAGCAUGCCGCGUUAACCUGAAGACAGAAAAGUUUGCCUGUUAUUUCUGAUUGACUGUUUUAACUUCAGGCUAGAUAUUUUAUGGAUGAGUAGGGAUGUGCAUGUAGGUGGAUAGGAACAUGUAUAACCUUAGGGUAGUUGUUAGGGUGGAAAAAUAGAAACCAAACCAAAUGGGAUUAACACUUCAUACAAGUUAGGCGAUUGUUUGACUGAGUAGACUCUUUUCCUGCCAUCGUUUUUACCCUUGCACCCCGUCACCAAGUGUUUUUAGUUAUUAGACAAUGAUUUAUAAAUGAUUUACGUAACUUGUACAUCAAAUGAGACAAAAAAGUGCCUGAUAAGGAAUGUGAAAUACAGCCUUCAUCAAUGUACCUCAAAAUUAAAGGACCGAGUUUGAUCCCUACGUAGUUGAGAGUGCACAGCACUGCAGAUUGGAGAUGCCGACAGCUCAAAAGAUGCAAAACAGGAGCAAACUGCAGAGAGCUAAAACUCGAUGGAUGCAAUGUAAUUUUAAUUUAUAGAUUUAACCAUACAUAGAUGAAGUCUCUGUGGUGUCACCCACUAGUUUUGAAUAGUCGUUAUGCCCGAAAUACCCUACCUUCGUGCGAUAACUAGCUAUUCUGUUCACCUCAAUCGCAGACUUUAUUCCAAAAAAGAUGAAUUUUUUAGUCUAAUCCAUGACAGCAACUCUUACCAAGAAAACCCAACAGUUGAAAAGCCAAUAAGAUUUCAGAAAUGAAUCCCUACCUGGCUAACUUAAAUAAAAAAUACACUCCUCGGUUUCCAUCAUCCGGAGAAGAAACUAAAACUCAGUGUCAACAGUGUGACAGUACACAUACAUGGACAUAUAUAGCUUGCAGCGUGCGCUGACAGGUAGCCUGGAAACUCGUGUCUUUUUUCUCUCUCCCCCUCUAAAUUAUCCUGACAGCUCUGUAGCCUUUCCCUUCACCUCAGUGGCCUCACCAGCUCUCUGUUCCCUCUGAGCAAACCUGCUCUGACACACGUUCUGUCUGCGGACCUGUAAGAAACUGCGUGUGUGUGACGGUUUAUAACAUCCACUCCGACUGGGUCUAUAUGUGGCUGUUUUUAAUUUUCUUAUCAGUAGACUUCACUUAGUGGCGGAUGCUGUCACAGGUCUAAGCAGAGGGGUUAACCUUGUUAAUUAGGCCAGUUAACAGCUAAGAUAACACGUAGAGAAAAGUCUAAAGAUUGAAGGUGAACACGACAGCUCUCGCUGAAGAAAAAGCUUGUUUUCCUCUUUAUUAGUCUUGACAAACUUGUGUAUCGCAGCAUGUUUGGCUUCCUACUACCUGCUCUCUGGUCUUUGUAGAUAACACACCACUGUGUUGCUACAGCUCAGGCCAUUGUUGUGAGCCUUUUCAUACGUUAAUUGUAUGCUGUUACCGUAGAGACCCAGUCUGGGCAGACCUCUAUCUGUACUGAAAGCCGUGCUUGCUGUAAUGAUUAGCUGCUGAUGGAUGGGACCCAACUUGACAACGAUAGAUGUUUAAGGCACACACAUACGCACACAAACACACGCACCUUUCACGUAAUUGUCGCAAUGUACAGUGUGUUUGUGUGUGGGGGCGGAAAGAGAUGUGCUGUAUGUGUAUGUGUUUGUGUGUGUUUGGUUGGAGGGUUUGCAGAGGUGUGUCUGUUUACAUUGUGUGAUAAAUAUGGACAGUGUGUAGAAGAGCACACACACACACACACACACACACACACACACACACGCUGUUUUCACUCACUCUUAAUUAACAUGAGUAACAAAGGUGUCCGUGCGUGUGCCUUAUUAAGUUUCUAUCGAGGGGUUGGUAUGUACACUGCUUAUUACGGUCGUUUAUACGCAUAAUAGUCGAGGGGGUUCGUUUAGCGGGUGAAAUAUCAACACUUUCACACUUUAAUGCGAUCUGGUUUCCUUUUACAGUCAGUGGUUGAACCGUAUAGAUGUGUUGCUAGGAAACAGGUAGUAAACAAAACCUCAACAGUGUUUAUUCUGGCUGUUUUUAUACAUAACACAUCAACAAUCAAGAGGGAUUCAGAAAGUUGGACGCGCCUCUGUUAGUCAGUGUGUUUACAUGCACAGCUUAAUUAGACUAAGCUCAUAAUUUUUUUUUUUUUUUGCCGAAUCGGACUUCUCUCCUCGUCCACGUAUACAUUCAGCUGAGAAAAUCAAAUUAUGGAUGUGAACGUGUCCUCCUCCCCAAAACUAGGGGGCGAUAUGGGUCUUUUCGGCAGCGCUACAACUGCUGCUGGGAAUUUUCGAGUUUUUGUCGUACAUGAUGUCCAGGCUACUUUUUCUGCAGAUGAGGUUCAUGCUACUCCUCUUCUCUGGUGUUUUUGUUGUGGGGUUAUGGGGGCGCGGCGCACUCGCACAUGCAUUGUCCGAUCAUACUCCGACUGCACUUGUUACAUGGAAGUGAAAAAUCGAAUUCCGAUUGCAUUAUCUGGUUGUCUUAAUCAGAGUUCGACGACUCCAAUCGGAGUUCUCAAAGUCCGAUUAUAAUCAGACUAAGGUGUUUACAUGCACUUCAGUUGUCUAGUUUUAAUCAGAGAAAGGCAAUAAUUCGGUUUUCUCGAGUGUCAUGUAAAUGUACCGAGUGAUUCAGUUCUUGUCCAUGCAUGUAAACUGGGACAGAGAUUGAGCUUUGACUGUAGCUUGACCUAACUGUGCAUGUAAAGGUACUGAGCGGCUAAAAAAGCACAGAAUGAAACAUGAAAUACUUCUGCUAUUACAGUGUUCAAUGCAAGGCUACUGCUUACAGGUGCCAUACAAUGAUACAACACAAAAAAGAGCAAAUUAACAUUUCAGUAGUCAGGCCUUGAGUCGCUUUUAGUAUUUAAGCACAGUGUCCACUGAUCUCAAGUGCAAUGUGGAGGCAUGGCUUAUUGGUUAUUUCUGACAGACUUGGUUACAGCUGUGUCUGCCAGGCGCCCAGCUCAGCUUAAAAAGGACUAUUUUCAGAGUGUGUGGGGACAAGACAGCAGAGGGGACUGGCCACAUGGUGAUUCAAGGAAAGCAGAGACUCUCGGUUGAGGACUUCACAGAGUUUGCAGAUGAAGGAUUAAUGUGAGAAACCAUAUCCGACAUCUUUGAGUGGAUUAGAAAGCUAUCAGAUGUCAGAGGAGAGUGAAAUAGACGUAUUAUGGACAAACAUGAAUGUAGAUCAAGUCAGAUGUUGAAAAGGUGUAAGUGCAUCUGUCUAUUAAGAGGAAGGCUUAUGUAAGCUUUCCUCCUUCAAGUGUAAGCAUACAUCAGCGAGCAGUCUAUGAAAAUGGCCUCUUCAGGUCUUUGCCCUGUUAGGAUAGAAGGAAACUGAAAAACUGCUGCAAUCAUCCUCAAAAUAUGUAUCAAUAAUUCUUCUUGCUUUUUUCUGACAGUUGCCAAGAAGUUGCCAGAAUUUACUGACUUUACUUGGUCUGCUGGAUUGUUAUCUGUAAAGGUCAGAUAAUUUCAUCACAUUUGUCAUACAGCCAAUAGAAACACUCUUAACUCCGAUAAUGAGUCAUAUCUGAAGUGUAUCCACAUACUUUAAGAAGAAGAGCAAAGUUUAGGGAGUUUUGUCUGCUGGUCCAAACCUGAAGAAGCAGCCUUACAGGCGACACCCAGGGCGGAAAAGUUUCAGGACGCUCAGCUAAUCUUUUAUAACUAUAAAGGCAACUGUGAUGACUAAAUCUGUCUCUGUAUCACAUCAGAUUUUUACACAGAGGGGUGCCCCUCUCCGCUGAGAUGUCUGUCAAACCAAAUACUCCGCAGCAUCCCCCCAUCCCCCUGAUGUCACCCUCUAAAGUCUUUAUUAAAUACAAGUUGAACAAUGAAAAAAAGUAUCCAAAUGCAGAACAAAAAAUGAUUUAUUAAAAAGAAAGAAAAGCUCCCUAUUUCCUGUAAAAAAAAAAAGGUAAAAACUCUUUUGGCUCGUCACCUCAUUCAAUUUCAAUUUCAAUUUCAAUUUCAAGUGAUAAUACUGGUAAUACUGAGCAGAUAACCGAAAUCUUAGCAUUACUUAAUUUGUAUUUAAUUUUUAAUUAUUUGUCUAAUUUAUUCUAGUUUUUUUCCCCUUAUUUUUAAUCUUAGUAUUUUACAGUUCCUUAUUAUUCAUAGUUCUCCACCUUUAUCUGUUUACCUAAUUCUCUGGCUCUUAAAUUAUAUAUUAAUUUCUUCAAUCACUCUAUAGAUUUAUACAUAUUGGUGAACUGUACUCUUAUACAGCCUUUGUUGUUUACCUUCUCAUUUGCCUCCUAAGGGUGUGAGGAUGGGUGUGGGGAGGGGGGUGUAUGUCAGGACCUUCAUUAUUUAUCAACAUGUUUUACACUUGAAAAAAUUAAUAAAUAAAGUUAAGCAUAACAAAAGGAAUGAAAUAAAAAGCAACAAAAACUUACUUCAGAAACACAAGGAGAAAAAAAUCUGACUAAAGACACUGGGGAAAAAAAAACACCAGGAGACGAAGGAGUCAUGCAUCGACUAACGAGCAACAGGUGCAGCAAACGAGACACAGGUGAAACUCAUGGCUGAUUAACAAGGGAGGGAAGAAACACAAGGACUCAACUAUAACAAAAUAAAACAGGAAUACUGAGAGCACAAAAUACACUUAAAUAACAAAACCAGGAGGAAACUAAAUAAACAGAACAUGUCAUGACAAAAAGGCGAUUAUAAAUGCAAUCAAAGUGGUUUUACAUGACAAUCCCCAGAGCCUAAUCCCUGUGAUAAAAAUCUCAUUUAUGCGAUUAUUAUUAUCAGUCUGGGAGGGCUGACUGAGAAGUGAAGACCGGGCAAGAUAGGCAUAAUGAAUUAUAUAAAUAAAUGUCAUUUUGUCUGCAUUUUUAGCCCACUAUUUCAUCUCUGCCAUCUCCUCUAGCCAUUUAGGUUUGGCAGUCCCUUAUAGCCUCUUUCUCUGUCUUGUUUGUAUGAUAUAAAAUACAACAUACCGCCCUCAUAUAGGCAGAGGCAUUCGUGCACAAACCGUCUCCACAGAGAGCUGUAUGCCUCUGAUGUAGAAUUUCAGCCAUUAUUAUCCUGACUGUAAUGUGUCCUAAUGGCCAGGAAGAGCUUUGAAGACAUGAAACUGUAAUAUGAUCCAUUAUGUACCUACAUAUAAAAGAAAUGAUCCUCAUUACCAACAUUUCUCUAAAGCCUGUGUUUAAAAAAACAACCUACUCCAGACUCGCUCCGUCGAAGAAAAAAAGGGAGAAACACCUGCAGCUGUCUUGAAAAGGGUUUACAUGAAAAGACUGAUUCCACUUUUAUGUCUGUAAGACUGAAAUCAGGGUAGAGAUCCUGCCUGGCUUUAUCACAGAGCAACUAAAUCCAUGUGCCGGCAUCUUUACAACUCGUUAUUUAUCAGCUAGAGCGGUUCACAUUACUGUUCACCUGUUUAGGUCCUGAUUUUCAACCUGUGAAAAAAACUAAAUCAGACUCUAUGAAGUUCAAAUUUCAUGUUGGUUUUAUGUUCUUGUCAUAUAUCUGUCGUAACAGCAAACUUAUGUUGACCCCCGAUCAAUUUCAGCCUCCGCAGACAUCUUUCAGUUUUAGAGAUCAAGUUUUGUCACACAGUGUGUAAUGUCACUGUAGAGGUCCACUGUCAUAGAUCUCGAAUGUAAUCCAAACCUGGAUGGCUGUGGGCAGAUUGACAGGAGAGUUACAUGACAGGGUAGCGCAUUACAAGGUGCAGAGAGUGUGCCAGUACAAGCCCUCAGCUGCUCGGACAAGAUAUGAUAAACUGCAAAAGGAAUAAAGUCAGAAGAGGUAACAUCUGGAAGAUAUUUGUUAUACAGUAUAUCUCAAAGUGUAUUCGAGUGUAGUCAAUUUUGCUGGACACUUAAAGGGAUAUUCUGGUGUAAAAUUAAUUUAGGGUCAAACACACCGUAACUCUGACUCAGACGCUCCUCGAGAGAUGAAUGUUGCCAACUGCUUGCUUCUCUAGUUGUAACAACUUUUUUUGGGGAUGAUAAUUUCUUUAUCAUUUCCUUGAAGUAAUAAUCACCAUAUUAAUCAUUUUGCACUGCAGACGCGGUAGUUCUUCUGCCUCAGCAACUCGGUCUGAUUGCAUUUCCAUGAAGUAAUGAUCAUAAAUGUUCUUCCUUGAGCUGCGUCACCCCGCUGUAGUCCGUAAUGGACUAGCUAUCCUGUGGUCGUUACUAAAGUUGGUAUAACUAGAGAAAGAAGCGGUCGGCAACAUCUCUUGAGGGGGUGUCUAACUCGGUGUUACGGUGUGUUGGACCUUAAAAUAAUUUUACAAGGAAUGUCCCUUUAAGGGUAAAAAUGCAAAUGCACUUAAAUCUAAACAAGUUUUUUCUUAUUUUUAGCAAAGAAAAAAUUGAUUAGGCUUAAUUUCAGCCCAAUCCACCGGAAAAGUCCUGAAAAUGACUUAUUUCAGGAUAUUACACAUUAAAAAGUGAGACCCAAGUUGAGAAAUAAGGAAAAGUAUGUUUGUCAAGUUCUUAAAGGAGAUGUUUUCUUAUGUCAAGAAAUGUAACUCUUAUUUAAAGAGACAUCAUACUCCAUUACAAAUAAUUGCGUUUCAUUUUUGCUGUGUAGUCUUGGAAUAAGCUUCAUUUCUAGACUUUUUACCAGCUACAAGACAAAAACACUUACCGAGAGCAGAGUUUUUUUUUAAAGGAGAGACUAAAUUAUACUUUCAUGCACAUCAGUCAUGAAUCCUUUUAUGCGAUUACUGAAUCAUCUUGAAGGUGACUUUGUUAAACUUACAAAAAUGAUCCCUUUUCUGUUUAUACUCCACACCUGCAGGCACAGAUACCCCAGCUCACACUCGCUGCUAAAACUUCUAUCUUAUAAACACUCACACUGGCACCAUAGUAAAGACAAACCCAGUUUCAGAACUUUAUAUAAUCUAUGACAAACUGCAUCAGUCCAGUAUCAUCCACGGCCCAAACACUGCCAUAAAAAAAACAGAUUCCAGCCACUUUAAGAGCUUCACUGACUGUGCGUGUUUGUGUUUAUUUGUCUCCUCUCUUCUCCAGCCCAAACGGGUUUCUCCAGGCUGUGUUGAGAUCCAGCAUCUUAUUUGUGCUGUUGCCUUCAAGAGGCAGUGACACAUUACAGUGAAGUAUGCCUGAGGCUUUAAUAACAAUAGUAAGAGCACCUGGGAGGAAGAGCGGCUUGUUAGGCUUCGUAGACACCUCAAGUUGCUGUUGUGAGAGAUUCAUGUGUGGAAGUGUGUGUGGAAGUGUGUGUUUAGGUGGGUUGCAUUAAACUUAAAAUGAGCCAUCAAGGGGAUAACAUGCUCAUUUCAGGUUCCUUUAAGGGAAAUCUUUCCUCCAUCAGUCUCUCCGUUUAAUUAUGUGAAUAUUUUCACGGACAUUGUUAGUUCCAAGUGAAAUUCACCCUCCUGGGUCUCCAUCUGUCUGUUUAGGACUACAGACAGCACAGGGUUGAAGGAAAUAAUUAAUGCGUGUUUGUGUGUGUGAGUCUGAGUGACAAUGCCAGAGGUAAAACUGUAAUGCGAUUCAAUGACAGAAGCUGCGGCGCUCCUGCUGGCGUUCCUCUCCGCUAAGUCAUCAGAAUUAAACAGCUCGCUUCAUUGAGAAAGAGUGAGAAUGAGUCACUUCACACUUCGUUUAUAACCAACCGUAGUGAACAGCCAAUUUAUAUUUACAUUUAAGUAAUUUACUCGUCACCUGUGCAGCCUUUAGAGGUAAUUUCGAUGAAUUUGUUGGUGAAAUAGCUGCUGUGAAAUGCUUCAAGAGAGGAACUAAUAACUGUUUUGCUGUCGUAGCGCUCUUACUUAAGGUCAAAAAGGACAGCUAGAAAAUAAGCAUAACAUCACCCAAAUGGUCAGUGUUGAACUGUAAGAGCUUGAUUGAUAUUUUUGCACCUUUUAAAGAUAAAUAUUGCUGAUGUGACAUAUUCAUCCAAAGGAAACUUGUUUAGUGCAUUUUGUAAGAGAGCAUCCAUUUUUUCAAAAGCUCCUAUGAGGAGUGUUGUCACCUUAUAAUUCAUGAUCAUGAUAUCCAAAAGCAAACCUGACCUCAGCGUUAAGAUUGCUGCCUGAAACUUUUAUAAAGGGGUUAGUGUCAGCUAAGCAGCUGAAGAAACAGUCCAGUUUUCACAUUUUAUUUUUCACAUGAAAUAUUUACACAAAUGUUACAUUUGGCUGUCAACAGUCAGGAGUUUGAUUUUUUUGGGGGGUUAAAUUUACUACUCAAAGGGAUAUUCCGGCUUAAAAUUAAUUUAGGGGGGUGACGCAGCUCAAGGAAGAAUAUUUACGGUCAUUUCUUCAUGGAAAUGCAAUCAGACCGAGACGCUAAGGCAGACGAACUACCGUGUCUGCAGUGAAAAAUGAUGAAUAUGGAGAUUAUUACUUCAAGGAAAUGAUAAAGAAAUGAUCAUAAAUGUUCUUCCUUGAGCUGCGUCUCCCCGCUGCAGUCUGUAAUGGAGUUGCUACAAACAAGCGGCUGCUGGAAGAGAGUAGGUAAGUUGUGUUUAGUCUCUUAGCUAAAGAAAUUAGGCAAAGUUAAAAAGAUGUUUGGUAGCUAGUGCUGUGGCUGGGACCCUAUACGUACUGUUGAUGAAGUUAGGUGCUGUUCUGAGCAUUAUUUGUGGCUAUAGAGUGGCAUUUUGGUUGAGGUUUGUUUAUGGCUCCUCAGAUCGCUGUGUAUUGCUAUCGUGCGGUCAUGACUAAAGUUGGUAUAACUAGAGAAGGAAGCGGUCGGCAACAUUCAUCUCUCGACAGGGGUGUCUAACUCGGUGUUAUGGUGUGUUUGACCCUAAACUAAUUUUACGCCGGAAUAUCCCUUUAAGCAAAGACUGCUUUGUCUACAGGAAGUGCCAAAACUGAUACAAAUGAUCCAAUUUAGUUGAGUUAACAUAUAAAAAGUUUACACAGUUUUAUAAAUUAUUUAUUGCAAAUAUAAUAAAACAGAUAUAAAACGUUGCUGAAGAGGUGAGUAUCCAAAAUACCUAUUAAUAAAAACUGCUAAUGAUUUGCAAGACAUGUAACCACGGUAACACAAAGUUCCUGCUUUACUGGUGAAAUGAGCUUCAUUGAGCUGUGAGUGUCACACCAAACAAAGUCUAUAUGUCACCCUGAUAGGCAGGUGGUCUGUCCAGGGAUCAGUCCACUUCUCGCCCUGUGACAGCUUGUGUGUGCUCCAGUCCCCCCACAGCCCUGAAGGGGAUAAGUGGUGUAUAUAAAACAGACUUGUAGAUGCAUGAACUUUUUACAGUAAGAGUCACUUUUUGUGCCUUUUUUACUUCGGAUCAAAGCAGCAACAGCUUGACAAGAUGUGCCGGUCUUACACCCAACUUUGAUUGCUAAACUCAAAAACCGCGACACUUUCUUCAAGAGCGUGUUAAGACCUGCGGAUGUGUACGCCUGAAACUGAAGCUUCUAUCCCGUAAGAUUGAACUACAGCCUGCGAAAUAGGAAAAAAACAGAAGAGUGUUUUGAGUCCACAGUCGCACCACGAGUAAAGAAUGGACAUUUUCCAUAGACAUUCAGCAGACGUAUGUGACCCCACUGAACUGUGAGAAGAAAGGGACAAUGAGAAAGAACAAAAAAGGCAGAAAAGAUGUUCCUAACAGAGACCGGAAAGACAAUUAAAUAAGUCAAACGAGGUCAGGGUUGAAGUGAGAAGCAAAAAGCGUAGUUUUUAACGAGUCUGUUCGUGACAUGAUGACGCAUUUGGCUUUCACUGGCGAGGUAGAAAUAGAUUUUCAGUAAUUAAACAACUUUUAGAUUUAGUUAGAAGUUAAUUUGGACAACUUAAUAAUGUCACAAACAACCAGAGUAUCAAAACUUACUGAAUCAACUAAUUAAUAGACGGCCUCAGGAAUGGAUCAAGCCUCUUUAUUCUAGAUGUAACAGUGAGACUGUGAAAUGAGAGAAUAACAACAUGAGCUUUAUCAUUUGGAGAGCAGCGCCUCACCGGGAAAACUGCCAAUGUAAAUUAUUCUGCUACAUGAGCAGCAGCUUUGUGAUUUAGUGCGCUAUACCAGACACCAAAAUGUCAUUUUUAAAGACCUUAAAGGAUACUCGGCGUGGAGCAGCGACAGCAGAGAGACAAAACGACAAAUGAUUAUUUUUUCAUGGAGUCUAAUUCUCUCAGUGUCUCAUUCGCUGGGAAGAAGCUGCUCCACGCACUGGGUUCAAAAUGGAGAAGAGGAAGGAACAAGUUGCUCUAAACUUUUGUGUGUAUGAAAUGAUGGCGGCUGAUCACAAAGACUACGAUUUAAUGGUGACUUCUCCGAUGCAUGUAAUGGGAACAUGCUCUGCUUUACCCAAAGAGCCGGAAAGAGUCUCUCCAACUUUUCUGAUCUUUAAAAAUCAAAUACACCAAGUUUGUACUGGAGGAGCCGAAAUGUGUGGGGUUUAAAAUAUGCGUAAGACCUGUGUAACUUGACAGAAGCUGAAUAGAGCUGUCAGAGAGGUGGGUAGAGAAAAAUACAGCUUUCUUACUGCUACAAAUCCCUGAAUCCAGAUGAUUCAUUACUAAAAAAGGAGUUUGAAAGUUAAAGGAAGUGGGUGUUUUGAUGUUAGAUUGUGUGACAGAUGGUGACGGUCCAAGAGAGAGUCAGAUCAGAGGCCAAAGAUGGAGAUAUCCUUCUCUGUGAAUCAUCGGUGAGCAAAUGACGCCAGCGACAGACAGAGAGCAGCAGUGGGGUGGGAUGGGGGUUCAUUUGGAGCGUCAGAUCGGACUGCUUAAUUAGUCGUCGCCUUUGACAGAAAACAUCUGCCUUCCUCUCGCCUGUUUGGCUCACUCAAACGUGGAAGAAGUCAUUGGCAGCAGAGUGUGAACGGUUUCAGGGGGUUGGAUCGUGGAUGACUCAACAGACUGCCACCGCUCUGAGACGGACCCAGAAGCCUGUCCUCAGCGAAUCUGAUACCAGAGCAGCUGCUACCAACCCGAGGAGUUUAUAAUUAAUGAGUCCGUUUAGUCAGCCUGAAGAGCAUUUUACCGCUGUAGUUUGAUUUCAUUUCAGAUUUAUGAAACGGGUCUUAUUUUUACAGCCGGAGCCAUGAUUCCCAUCUGUUAGGGCAGCACUGUACAGACGUUUUUGUAACAUGAGUAUCAUCUUUGUCAUUGAAGAGAGGAGACAAAGUUAGACGAACGAACUGAAGAAAAAAAAACCAACGAUUAACCAAAUAGUCCCAUUUUUUUUGCGGGACAAACCCCUGGAAGGAUUUUAUUUCCCAUGAAAAACUGGCUAACAGUACAUUAUCUAGUUUUUUGUCCAGCACAAACAAGUUGAUUUGAAGCUUAUUUCAUUUAUGUAAAUGUGAAUUAUGUAGCUAAAAUAGUCCCUCAGUCUUUCGUUGCGCUUUAAUGGCAGCUGUGAUGUUAUCAUCUUACUUAUAAGUCAAAUUACCAAUUAACUUAAAGCUCCUGUGGGCGUUUUUUACGUUUUUUUUUUUUUAAGGAAGUAGACUAAAAUUCAUACUGAUGCCUCUUUAUGACGCACAAAAGGAAACAACACCAUCAGCAUAAGAUAGAACAUGUUUGUAGUGUUAUUAUUAAUGCCUGACUCUGGUGCAAGGGGGGUAGGUGUCAUCUGAGCAGCAAAGAGACACAAUUUGCAUGAAAAAUAUUGUUUCAUAAAUUAAACAUAAUACAAGAAAUUAAUACUUUUCCACAGUGUUAACAGGAAGAGAUGAAGUUUUAAUGUGUAUUAUUGUGCUGGUCUGUUUCAAAGAUGGAUUCGAUGUGACUUGUUUGAUUAGGGCUGGGCGGUAUGGCCUCAAAUUGAUAUCACGAUAUAUUGAGCAGUUCACCUAGAUGACGAUAAAUGGACGAUAACCACUCCACAAGCUGCUCACCCCCUCCCACAUUAACUUCGUCAACUUCAGCCGCUCCUACUUCUGAACCGUCCUCCAUCUCCUCACCUGUCUUUCCCUCGUUGUUACGGACUGGAUGGGGUGGAGUCACGUCUCUGAUGUAGAACAGCGUCUUAAAGGGACAUGAGACCAUAGCCUACCUACACACAUCCAAAACCAACUAUUAUUUAUUUAUUUAUUUUGACACCAAAUAUACUGACAUAGGCAAAAUGACGUUGGUUAUUGUAGGUAAAUUUUGGGUUUAUCGCCCAGCCCUAUAUUUGAUGCCUUUACUGUCUUUUCUCCCUCAACCAUUGUUAGAGAGAUCAACCAAUCAGAAUCCGGUGUUACACAAACGGCUGAUCUUUGUGAGGUAUUUCUCUCCCGGAUUCUCUGUAACUGGUGGAAAUAUUUUGUGGGCGCACUGACAACCUAGGUAGAAGUUUUUAAAAUCCGUAGUUUCAAGUCGAAUAUAAUGACUAUCUCGCUUGAAUGCAUUUACGUGACUAAUCAGAAAUGGUAUUCUAUUAAAUUUUGAAACGGAGUCUUUUAAGUUGCACUUUUAAAAUAAUCCGCUGACCCUCGCCUUGAAGGCUGUACCUUUCAAUCGAAGAGUCUCCUUUUUACCUUCAGAAGCUUCAAAUGAAUCUCUCUGACCUUUUUAUCCUGAUUGUGAGCCGUACCUUUGGUCAGAUUGGAGACAAGGGAGGAUGGAACUGCAAAUUUACACCUUUGGAGUUUGAGAGAGAGAGAGAGUGAGCGUCAUGAUAUUAUAAAGGUAUAUAAAUGUAUGUAUAGGUAGUGUAUAUUUUUUAAACCUGCAUGUAUGACUCAAUAUUAUUCAUUUGUGGAGAAGCUGUGUAAUCGAUUCAGCAGAGGAAAUAAUUACUCCACGUUGGAAAAUGAUCCGAAGCAACAGAGCUGUUGAAGAUGAAAUUUGCGACAUAGAAAUGACACAAUUCAGGACCCUCCCUCUCAACCUUUUACUCUUAAUAUACUCAUUUCCCAUCAGGAAGGCAUUAAGUGUUUCCUGCAGAGGCUGUGAAUGAAACUUUUCAAACUCCCACAAUCUGCUUCAUCAAGCAAAAAUGAAAUUAGCAUUUUUUUCUCGAGAGCUUGUUUACCCUGCCAACCCCCACUGCUGCUGCUGCCGCUGCUGCUGCUGGUGUGUGUGUGUGUUACUAAGCGAUGCUGCGGAGGAGAGACUGAUGAGAGGAACAACUUCUGACUUAAAUGCACCAGACAGAUACACUUUUUUCCUCGCUUUUGCACCUGCACGGAUUACAGAAAAUGUCGGCAUGCAGUCCUUGAACACACUGAGUUGCAUUAAAAGGCUUAUUUGCUGUUUUAAAGAUAAAAUGUGCAUAAAAAUGUUAUUGACAUUCAUGACACAGCUUUCAUUGAAGCUGAUUGUAAUCCCUGAUUAAAAAUCAGCGCUCGAGAGCACCCAAAGGUUGACUUCACUGAGUCAGAAACGCGCUGUGGAGUGUCAUCUGUUUCUUCUGACACAUAUUUAUUUAGACCUUCACUUGGAUCGUGUGAUCUGGUUCAUGCCCCCUGGAUUCCUCUCUCUGUAGUCACUUUAAAUACAUCAACUCGAGUGUCUGACAUCAUGGACCUUUUCCUGAGGUGUCAACAAGAUUCGAGUCAGAUGGAGUAUGAUGGAACUGCAACAGAUAAGCAGUUCUGCUUUUGAGUGGAGUUCCUGAUUUCUUUUAUUUUUUGCAGGAUUAUUUUGGUAGAUGUACAGCAGGACCCGCUGAACUCCUCCGGUAAUCUUUGGUACUAAGAGUUAGUUUAUUUGCAAAGUUUCCAGGUAACAUAUGACUGAGUUGUCUGGUGAACAUGAACAACCUGAAACAGAAACCCUCAGAGAAAACAGAGAGAAGUUUACAGGCGGAAAGACCCAAGAUGCCGCUUUACACCGAGAGUUAUUAAUCACAGCUGCACCAAUCCAGCACUGUGCUUCAUGUGGGACUUUAGUUUUCCUCAUUCAAAAACCACAAUCUAGAGUUUCUUUCUUCCCUUUAUUUUUCUUUACUUUCUUUUUCUCUUUUCUUUCUUUCUAUUUUUCAUUUUUCUUUCUAUUUUUAUUUUUCUUUCUUUCUAUUUUUUGUGUCUUUUUUAUCUUUUUCUUUCUUUUUUCCUUUCUUUUAAUUGUUUUUUCUUUUUCUUUCUUUUUUCCUUUCCUUUUUUUUUGUUUUUUUCAUUUUAUUUUUCACGCUUUCUAUUGUUAUUUUCUAUUUUUCUUUCUUUUUUUUAUUAUUUUUUUUCUAUUCUUAUUUUCUUCUAUUUUUAUUUUUAUUUCUAUUUGUCUUUCUUUUUACUUUUAUAUUUGUCUUUCUUUUUACUUUUUUAUUUGUCUUUCUUUUAACUUUUCUUUUCUUUCUAUUUGUCUUUUUGCUUUUCUUUUUUCUUUUUCCUCUUUCUUUCUUUCUUUUUUUUUUCUUUCUUUCUUUUCCUAGACAAUGCGCUUAUGCAACAAAGCAAGAACAACCACAUUGAAACCUCCUUCCUAAACACCCAGUGUGUUUACUGCUUCAGAUUUCUUUCUCCCGUGAUGCUACUGUCUUGACUUGGUCGUACCUUGCUGUUAUGAUGGAUGAUGUGGAGCAUUAGUACCCAAAAUGCAAAACCAGACUGAGGAAAGACUGAACAGGUUUAUUUUAGAGGUAAAGUGGGUGAGGAGAGGGUCCAGAGUCCAUGAGAGUGUGCUGGGUUGUGAGCUGGUGAGAGGCUUAGGCACGGAGAGAGGCAGUAGAAAAAGAGGAGAGAGGAGCGAGGGUUAAACACAAGAAUCCAAAAACACCAAAAGUCUCACUAGAAUCACUAGAGUUCUUGAGAGGGCCGUUGUGCCACAGUGUGAAGGUGAUAAUACUCCGGCGCUGAGGCUUGUGACUGUAGCAGUCUCAAAGCUGUCUUGGUUGCAGAAUGGAUACUGGUGAGUCUACUUAGCCUUAGUGCCUCAGGUGGAAAAGGUGAAGUGAGAAACACACAACCCACACAGGAAACACGAUCCCAAACCAAAAUAAAAUAUGCAAAAUCCGUCUCACCACAGCUGUCAGCUUUUUGACCCUAAGUCCUUUUGCAUUUUUGUAAAUUUAAAAGCCUUAUUGAAUUUCAUAAGAUGCUAAAUAGACUAUUAGAAACAACAAACUUAAACAAUACUCAGAGGAUGCACCAACUGCAUAAGUCUGCGUAAAACUGGACCUUUAAAAAGACAUGUAAAUGUGUUUUUUCCACUGGAAUGGCACUUAAUAGAAUUUCAUUGUAGUUGCAUGUAUACACCUCAAUCGGACUUAGACUUGCAUAAACAAUCUGCAUAUGCUACAUGGUUAGCACAUCAGGCUUUACCUCAAAGUUGGCCCAAUAGUAGAGAGCUGCCAACCACCCCAUCAGAAGAGGACAUACACCCAGUUUCCAAACUCUAACCUUGACUUGACUCCACUGUGCAAGUAAACACACUGACUAAUUCAUCUCUCUGUUAUUAGUCACACUGAAAAGGAUCAUUUUCUCCACUUUGAUAGAAGUUGGCGAGUGAGGAUUCAGCAUUAAAGUUUGGUGAAGGACUCGUGUGUUGGCAGGGAUGGUCUGCAGUCACAGCUGUGUAGCUCUCGAUCAGCGUGUGCACACAAACACACAAAUCUCACUGCAUAUAGACAGUUAAAGCAAACACAUGAAAGGUGCUUCUUCCCUCUGACAUAUUGUUUUUCUCCUGUCAGCAUAAACAAAUGAAAAUAGUCGAAAAGGAGAUAUUCUGGCAGUAAUGAGACGCUUACAUGCGGCUCUCUGCUUCACUUUAGAGCUGAUAUAUGAGUUUCUCCCUGAGUUUAUCAUUUUUUAUGAUUAAACUGAUGAGAGAGCAGAACAUAGGAUAAAAACAGGACGUCCAAUUACAUCUCUGACUGUAUCUUACACACACACACUGAAAAGCACGUACACAGAACUCCCUUAAGCUAUCUUCCUGAUGGAGAGAGUGAUGCAUUCUGGGGGGAGCCCCAUAGAGAGCAGGGAGGAAGAUGCAUCUGCCGGGUCAAAGGUCACCCCAUGUCUGCUUACUGCCUUUGACAUUUAGAUUUUCUUCUUGGUCCUUGUGUAAUAUGUAACCAGACAAGUUGACUGAGAGCCUGUUUGUACUCACAGAAGGGCCGAGUCAAAUCGAGUCUCUUUAACCCAGUGUGACAUACUGUCAACCGAGGGUCUCCUGGGGGGUUACACCAAAACUGGGAGAAUAACAAAGUAAUCAAGAUCAGAGAGAGACAGCUGAAAGAAAAAAAGGUUAUUCAUCAGAUUACAUGAUAUUUUUAUGAAAAAGGAUUAGGGCCACAUAAAGAAAGAAAAAAAAAAUAAAUAAAGUCAAAAUUUCUAGAUUAAUGACAAAAUUUCUAGAUUAAUGUAGAAAUUUCGAGAUAACAAAAUGUCGUGAAUUGUGUCAAUAAAGUCGAAAUUUCCAGAUAAAAGGCGAAAUUUCGAGAUUACAAAGUGUCAAAAUGAUGUGAAUAAUGUCGAAAUUUCCAGAUUACUAAAAUUAAAGUUUUGAGAUUAAAGCCGACAUGAAAAAAUUUGACUUUAAUCUCCAAAUUUUAAACUUUAAUCUCGGAAAAAUCUUCCUCUUGUAAUUAAUUUUUUCUCUUUUUGUGGCCCUUAUCCUGUUGUGAAAAUUUUAACACUUAAAUUAACUAGAAUAAAAGUAUGGAGAGACUAGAAAGAAAAACUGAAAACAAAACAGCAUUACAAUAGACAGAUAGUUAAUAUAACUGCUCCUUGAAACGACAAAACCCAAUGUAAUCUGACAUUACAUAAUAACUGUGUAAUAUCUGUAACUGCUAGAGUAAUAUGCUUGUCCACAGGGGGCGCCAAAGUCAACAAAAGCAAAAAGUUCCUUAAAGGAGCUUUAAAUGAAGAGGAGAUCUAGACCUCAUUCAAAUUCAAUAAGUGAAUUUUUAUUAAUAUUAUUAUUUACUGACAAUAAAUAUGAUCAAAAAGUGACACUAAAAUAUAAACUUUAGAUUUGAAGUCAUAGCGGGGUUAAGAGAGGAGGUUUUUAAGACCAAUCCAGCACAUACACCUCGAGUUUAAGUUAGAUUAAAAUGUGUUCAUAGCAGUAUUAUUAGUUCCAGAUUAAUAAAUAAUUUCAGGAGGAAAUGAGACAAUUGUGACCUUUUCUUAAGUCUGGUAUCCAACGUUGAGUUGAGUUGAGUUGAGGAGAGACAUGUUCAAGCUGAGUCACGUUGAAGGAAGCCGCUCUGCUGUAGACGGUUUGGAAAAGUUCCUCGUAACCUUUUGUAGAGAUGCAGGACUGAUUAGGUGGACAUGUGUUUUCUUUGAAAUACAAAUGUAUUUUUCCAUUUGACUACUUCAAGAUAAGUGUGCCACUUUCACACUAUCAGGGGCCACAAAUCUCCUCUUUUGUAAACUCACUGUGCAGUUUUGUUUGGGUUUGAAGACAACCUCAUGGAAAGCUUUUGGCUCUGCUGUGUGCUGUCCUCCCAUAUCCUGAUCUGGCUGCACUCAUUUAUUUAAAACAGUGAGAUAAAACUAUUAGUGAAGAAAAAUAGAACAGUUUAGAUGUCAGAUUAGAAGGGGCUGUGUUUAAUAAUAAUAGAAACGAGCAUCCCUUCCACUCUCUAUUUCUGCUUCACAGCCAUACCUUUAUUAUGAAUCAGAGGCUGUUGUUAUAUAAUCCCUCAUGUCCAAACAUGCAAGCAACAGAACCAUCACUGUAAGGGUCAGUUAGCCCUGAGUAUAUAUGCUGAGCUGUCAUGAGGACCCUGUAGUUAUUAAUGACUGUUCCGCAUCUGUUUAAUAGCAGUUAUAUUACAGCUUUAUUUAUAGUUUCUAAAAAAAUAAUGAUGUUACCUAAUGUUUUAUGUGUAAAUGUUUGAGUGAUUUUAGCUGUUACAUAGCCAUUAAUCAAACAAUUUAUGUAGCGCCAAUUUACAGCAAGAGUUUUUUCAAGUACUUUAAAAAAAAAGCAGGUCUAGACCCGACUCUAGACCUGCUUUUUUGGAUUUACAAAGACCCAAUGUAAGGUGGGAUAAGAUUAGGGCUGGGCGAUAAACAGAAAAUUUACUGAUACCGAAAUUCACAACAAUAACUGCCGUCAUUUUGCCCAUAUCGGUAUAUUCGUUGUCAAAAACAAACAAAUAAAAGUAGGUUUUGGAUGUGUGUAGGUAGACUAUGGUCUCAUGUCCCUUUAAGACGCUGUCCUACAUCAGAGACAUGACUCCACCCCAUCCAGUCGGUAACAAAGAGGGAAAGACAGGUGAGGAGAUGGAGGACGGUUCAAAAGUGUUAGUGGCUGGAGCGGUGGCUGAAGUAGACGAGAUGUGGAGCAGUUAUCGUCCAUUUAUCGUUAUCGAGGUGAACUGCUCAAUAUAUUGUGAUAUUGAUUUGAGGCCAUAUCUCCCAGCCCUAGAGAAGAUUGAACUCUAUCUUGUAAGUUCAGACCCACAUGAGUGCAGCACUUUGCAGCUUUUGGUAAGUUACAGUGGAAGAACUUCCUUCAACAGGCAGAAACCUCAAGCAGAACCAGACUCAUGAUAGACAGUCAUCUGCUGAGUUUGCACUGAGUUUAGAGAGGAGGGAGAGAGAGAUGCAGAAAGGAAGAGAUAGACAGAGGUGAGAUUGGUAGGUCCACAGCAGUAAAACAUCUACAGCAGAGAUCCAGAGGAACCUACAACAUGAUGGAGUUCAGUCUGUGUAUGAGUGACUCUAUUCGGACAUGAUGAUUUAAAGUUAAUGACGCAGACAGAAAGAAGGUAGAAAAGGAAGGAAAGGUGCUUAAUGUGCGAGUAACUAAGAGCUGGCCCAGGCCUGAACCAGAUCUAUCUAUGAGCUUUAUCAAAAAGAGUGAGUCUUUGGUCUUCUUUCUGAAUUAAACCACCCACCUUAGUGUCCCAUGGUAAAUUUGGAUAUGUUUCAUUGACCCAACUAUCCACUUAGACUUCCUCACUAACUCAAGUUUGCUCUCUGCUCCAGCCUUAAAAUCCCACAAUUCAUUGAAAAGUAAACUUGUAUGUUUUAGAAGCAGUUUUCUAAAUCAGCUGAUGUUUUUUCUUGAGGGAAUAGUCUGCCCUCUGAAUAAGUGCGAGCAAUAGAGGAAAUUUAUGACUCAGAUUGUUUUCAAAGAAAUUUAUGAUAAACAUGGGAUCUAUUUCUGGAACAUGUUUUCCAGUUAAAGACGAGGAUUUUCAGAAGACAAUUUGUCCUCUACAGAAAAUUUAUAACGGUCUCGAGUUUAGAACACAGAAGUAGCAUGACAGCACUGACAAACUUUAGGACUUUGUGAGAAGUUGUUGAAGCCCCAACAACAGUUUUACUGUUCCACUGAACUAAAGCGGGAGAUCAGAAAUCUGUCAUGUGACACUUUUUGUCAUCAUGAUGGAGGACUCAGCAGAUCAAACAACACUUAUAUCUGGUUUUGGAAGCCAAUCACAGUAAUUUAUUAUGACAUUUAGGUCGGACAACAUCAUGGGAAACAUGAUUUUCCCUCUGUCUCCUGCUCCUUUAAGAAGACACAGUCUUGAUCUUGAUCUUUGACGGCAGAGUUUGAUCAGAGCUCUGCAGAUGAACCUUUUCAUCCUUUUCAUCUGCUCAGGGCAUGACUCAGAUUCUCUCAAGGACCUUAAAAAAAGCGAUUAUUUCAUAUUUUUUACCUUCAUUCACACACUUGAUCCUAUCUUAGAAAUGACUCCCUGAAUUCAGCUUCAUGCACGUGCUAAACCAUACACGUUUGCUGACAUUGAUUCUAAUAUUGACUAAAAAGCAGAGCAGGUAGAAACAACGCAAGAUGAACAUUGUUAGCACUAGCAGAGAUGAAACAAGAGAGUGUAAACAAACAAAGUCAAAAAGAGAGGAAGAGAAACGGACUGAUUUCAUCCAUGUGCUUUCAAUAUUUGGAUCUUGUAAGGCCAUGAUAUCACUGACACUAUGCUAACAGAUGGUGUUUCAGUGUUAUACCCCACAGAUGGGGGAACAUCUUUAUUUGCAGUGAACUAAAACAGAGAUGACGGCAUCUGAGGUCAUAGCUGCUUUUAAAUCUAAGUGCUUUCCUGUGCUGUCACCCCGCCAUCCACUUUGACCUGGAAAUGUAGGGCAGCGUGCCAUCGCUCUCUUACAUGAACGCAUGCCUGCACAACUCAGAAUAGAAAACAAAAAUGUACAUAAACCUACAUUUUUUCCUGUCUUUCAGCUGUGUCUCAGUGCGUGUCGGUACUAAGCUGUGGACCCCACUAUGAGUACGCCAUCGAGGAGUUCUGCCUCGCCAAGUUCAAACUGGACAUGCAGGAGCUGGACCAGAGACACUGGUGCAGCUGGGAGGACACAGUGGAGUGAGUAGCACACACAUGCAUUAACAGCAGGAAAUAUAACUGGAGCGUGAACAUACGACUUUAUGCAUACAAUGUUUUAUGUAUCAUGUGAAUAAUGCUGCGUUCGGAAGUCGGGUGUCAGAGCUGGUUACAUCCGAGUUGACGGUGUUCCAGUUAACAAGUCGGAAAACAAAGACGGAUGCCUACAGUUACCCGGGAUUUCCACUGAAUCCGGAAUGGCUCUGAUCCGGAACAUCGGCAAAUUCACUGUACGCCAAUUCCUACCAGAUCCGUUUGUGAGGCGGGUUUCGUGGCAGAUUACGGACAGCAGGGAUCACGAGAACUCACAAGAACUCACGGAUUCACGUGCAAUCGCGCGAUAACAAGUUGUCUUUAGCCACAUAGGCUAACCAUAUAAGCAGUAGAUUGUGUCCUUCCAGAGGAGGAAAUCUACUUCUAGACUUAUAAAAUCAGCAUCUCCUCAUCCAUGGUGUCAUUGGGAUGAAAUGCUGUCUAUAAACCUUUUACUUGUUCGUCUCCGCUCGUUUGCAUGGUGUAAAAUAUGAUCCCCCUGAAACAAGUAGCGUUUUAUUUUGAAAAGAAGUCAAAUAUUUUAUUUUGUGUCUGUGCCCGACUUCCUUUCCAGCACGGGUUAAUCUGUGCUGAAUUUAUCUGGCAUGCUCUGGCGUCCAGAAAAAAAAAAACAACUCUUCUGAUCUGCAGCGGAACGAAAAGAAGCCGGUGGAAAUUGACACAUUAACUUGAAUGGUUACAUCAGCUGCGAUCAGCCUUUUAGUAGCCAUUCCGAAUUCGGUGGAAAUUGGGGGUUAGUCUUUGUCAGCUGUUGUUUACUAUUGUCAGCUGUCGUUAGCCAUUGUCGGCGGUUGUUUGUUGUUGUUAGCUAUACCAGUUGUUUUACUCUUACAAUAACCAUAGCAACGUGUUCACAGUUAGACGUUGGGCAGUACAACAUCUACCAAUUAUUGAAUUGCACAAAAACAAAACAGAAGUGCUAAUAAAUAAUACAUUACGAGAGCUAUCAUCGUUACUCUUUACUGUUGAUGACUGUGCUGCCAUCUUGGAGUAUGACGUUGUCGUCAAAUCGGGGUUGGUGAGGAUCAUCCCACAUUCAGAGUCGAAAAUCCGACUUCGGGGUGAAUUUCAGAUGAAUUUCCAACUUGGAGCUCAGAGAUUCUGAGUUCCGAGUACAACUGGGACGCAGCAUAAGUCAAGACUAAAACAGAGGGUAUAUUUGUUGUGAAAAGAGUGGAUGUGUGGUUUCUGGCUGGAGAUUCUCACUACCCUUCCAACAUUUUGGGCAACCUCCAACAGCUGAUUAGAUACCGGGUGAGAGACGACAGAGAGGAGAGAGAGAGAGUAGGAGGAGGAACAGAGAGGGCUACGCAGAGAUGGGGGACAAAAACUGAACGUUCCUGGCAUCAGCAGAUAUCCUUUGUGCACGUCCAAAUGUCACCCUUGCAUUUACCGUGAGAGAUGCCACAGGUUUGGGUGCCAGUUUGAGUGUAAUUAAACAAUCACAUAAACACCAGAGAGCCUCUGUUUAACAAUCCAUCUACAAUUACCCAUCAAACUGCUUUGUAUUUAAAGUAAUACAAUCCCAAUCAUGAAAUACCUGGAUUCAAUCUGAUGCUGCCAUGGAGAGGAAACCCAAUUAAGCUUCUGGUCUCACGAGCGGCACUACUUCAAUGAGAGCAGUCGGCUGAGGCCUUUGUAACCGUACCAGAGAAUUUGAGGUUUUAGCCAACUGUGUCAGAGUUGGUUUGGACUCAACAAGAUGAGAGGUUAAUUUAGUUUUCAGAACUUAAAUCUUUUGAUAAGUCCGAACUUUGCGCUAAAACGCGUCAGUGUGAGUUUUUGAGUGGAUAAAAUCACACCCGGCAGAUGCACUCUUUCUGUCUGGAUUGAAGAACGAGUCGGAACCAAAACAUUUAAACACCACAAAGAUCCAUGUUUGGGUAUCAUCUGUUCAGUGCAUUCAAUUUCUACCUAAAACAUUCUGUAUGCAGAUGACAUAAUCAUAUAUGUUGAGGUUACAGCUUUGCCAAACGAUAUGCAUAUGCAGAGACAGCAAAACUUCAGGAACACUUGCAAAAGUCUAACAGUUGAAAUAUACUGCAGAUGAAAAAAAUGUGACGAAAAAACGCCAAAACAACUGCAUGAACAGCAAACAGGCUGAAAUAAAGGAAAAUGAAAUAAAAUCAAGAUAAAAUAAGAAUUUCUAGUACUCCAGGCCUGUAGGGGGCGCUGAGUGAUACAGUGUUGUAAGUGAAGGGUUUUCUGAUAGUAAAGUAAAGCACCAAUAAAAUUCUCAGUAGUGUGCACACUCAGAUAAAGAUGACUGCUUGGUCAGAGUCUCCUAAACUUGGCGAAAUUAUGUAGCCCCGUCUGCAGGAAACUGUCGCCUAGCUUGCAUCCUGGUCUGGAUGAUACACUAAAACAUGUGCCCCAUACGUCCUCAUUAAAAAGUACUAAAAUAUUCCUUUACUUGCAAUAAAAUAUUAAACAAAAUCAGUAGAAGAAAGCAAAAAAGCUGUGUAAAGGGGUGAAACUUAAAAAGCAGUCAAAAAUCUAGUUCUCUAUUUUAAGCCCCAAUGAGAAGUUUUUGUGCUUAUUUAGAGAGCAGACAAAUUGUUACUACAUCUAAGCUCUAAUACAAGAACAAUGAGUGCUUCAUUCUUUUAAAUGAGCAUACACGAAGGAAACACCGAGCUAUAGAGGAGGAUUAUUAACGAGCAAAGUAAAGUAACAAGUGUCAGGUGUCAACAGGCCCCUCUCAGCAUGUUUCUUCAGUCUGAUUAAUGAGAUACGAUACAGGGCGUACACCUUGUGAUACAAGCAGCGGGAUAGUGCUCUGUAGAUGCAAAUGAUUUUGGUGAGUAAAAUGCUAAUGCUGACAAAAUAAUUGAUUUAGAAAAGUGAAGGGAUGCAAAUAACUGUGUCCUAUCUGUGGAGUAGAGAGCGUUGUUUAAAUUUGUUGAAGGACAAUGACUGCGGCUCAUUAACUUCCUGCGGUCAUUCAGGGAAGAAUUAUUACUAAUACACAUGAUUAUUCUCCAAAUAUGUGUGCAUAUUUGUCCUUGAUUUGAGGAAAUACAAGUAGCCACACAAUGUGUCUAGAAGUUCCCUGUUAACUUAGAAUUAUCAAUAACUUUGAGUCUGUGUUUUUGGUCUGCUCUAAUCACUUACUUGAUUAUAAAAUAGAAAACUCCUAACUAACUAGAAAACUAACUAUGCUGCAGACAAGCACAUUUACAUGUAUAUAUAAUUUAAUUUCGGACCAUGGUACAUAAUCUGACUGUGAAGUCACGUAACAGCGUUGUAUUUCCAUCUCUCAUUAGCCGAGGUCAGUUCACAUGCAAUACGUGACUCAAACUGAUCUGCUAUAAUAUCACCAAAGCAGAUAAAUAAAUGAAUACUAAACUAUGCUUAAAAUGUUUACGGUUUGAUGUAUGUAGAGCAUAAAAUGAGACUUCUAACCUUGGAGGUGAUGCUGCAACAUAACCUCUGAAAAGUCCAUUUACACUCACAUAGAUAUAUUAAGUAGAAAUUACAAGGUCAGUUACUUGUGGACCUCAUAGCAGGUGCUUAUAUAUGCUGAAUUGAUUUUGUAAGAAGCUUUUAAGUGCAGGAAGAAUCUGAAAGCCAGUUAAUGUCUUCUAUGAGUGAUAGCGCUAUUAUUUGAAUCAUUAUAUUGUUUUUAACCCUGUAAAGCACUUAGAAUUACUUAAUGCAUGAAUAGGGCUUUUUAAAUACACUUGUCUUGCACUCAGUCGCUCAAUAAUUAGCUGUCACAUCCGAUCUUUUCGCUCAUCUCAGGUAAGAUACGAGACGUACGGCAGAUGGAAAAUCUGACGAGUCUGCCGAUGCAGAUGGAAGGCAGAUGGAAAGACAGACGCUGAGCAGGAGACAGGAAUGAUAACAUGUCACCAUCUUGGUUCAAUUUGAAGAAAUCCCACCCAUGGGGCUCGAAAAAAAAAAAAAAAAGCACCAUUCUGUGUCUGCAUUUUCAUCCCUUUCAUCACCACUAAUGUCCAUUUACACGUCAAGCCUCAUUGUCUUUGCUGCGGCCAUUAGAGCAAAAAAAAGUUCUUUAUGGUAAACAACCAGAUUAAGAACUUUUUGAUGUUAAAAUACAACUAAUUUCUUAUUUUUCACCACAUGAUAUCAAAGUUUGAUUCGCAUUCAAGUAAAAACACUUAAAUCCUGCAAAAGUAUAUUUAAUUGGUUACUAAGAGGACCUAGAGUUGAAAGAAUUUCAUUAAAAUGUGCCUCCAUCUCCUCUGUUUUGUUGUCGCACAAGAGGAGACAUAAUAACAAACUCCACCGGAGCCUGUUUGCUUGUUCACCAGCUUGUUUAGCAAGCAGUGGAGGUGCACAACACCAUGAGGACCUGUGCUUUGAGAUGAGACACAGAGAUUAAAGCUGACAUGGGUGAUAGUUCAAAGUCUGUGUCUCUUCCAGUGUUGUUGGGAAUUCCUUUAUAUAUAAAAACAGGCUUGUUCUCAUGUAGAAGUUUUUCACUCUGGGUAUAAUUACUGCAGUCGGGUCGUGUGAAGCUGUUUGAGAAGAAUGCAAAAAUAAACAUUCAUUUUCAUCAGUUUUGACAAGUGGAAAAUAAAAGGUUGUAUUGAAAACUGGUGCGUUUUAGUCCAUUAUAUUAGACACGUUAACACUCAAGACGUCAAGCUGUGAGCAUGAACACAAAAGACCCCCUUUUGUCCCCACUUCCACUUUGUUUGCAAACUCACAAAGACAGUGUCGGACAUUAAGAGCAAUCCAAAACCCGUGACAGUGAAUGGGACAGAGUUUUAAAGCCUCCAAAAGGGUCGUUUUUAUGACAAAGUGUUUAUUUUCAUGCGCUGUUGCAAAAACCCUGCAAUUUAAAACAUCAGGGUGAAAAAAUAAACGCCACCUGACAAGCAAAAGAGUCGUUUUAGUCUCUCAUGGUGGAGUGAAUGAAAUGAAUGUUCCACCCGGUGUUAUUUAGUGCUUUAAUUGUGCUAAAAUACAAAACAAUGUGUAUUUGUCCUGCCCGGGAUUAAGGUCCUUACGCACCAGGACCGACGCAAAUAUACGAUAUUCGGAGGCGAAUUUUGGCGCGCCUGACUAUAGACAUCGAGUGCGAUGCGAUUUUGUGACUUUCCAGGGGGAAAAAGACGCGUCCCGGGUGGAAGCAAGAAGACUGACACAACAGCAGACUGAGUGUUUUUCAGGUCUGAUUAGACACUAGUGUUGAGUAUCGCGGGACGGGAAAAUGUUGCUGAUGUGAACGCUUGUAUUGACAGGAUACGGGUUUCGAAAAAAAAUAUUGACGUCCGAAAUAAUCGCACGAUAAAAACGCUCCCUGUGUGAAAAGACCUUUAGGGUGUUAGAGUGCACAGGGUCACAACUUGUGCCUUCUCAUAGCUGAAUACAGGCCUGUGUUUUUGAUGAUGCAUUUUGUUAUGCAAUUUUUUCCCCACGUCUUCAUGCAUCAUGACACCGCUCACUGCUAACUCCUUAUCUCCUCAGCCCUAAAGCUGCAGCCUGAGGCGUCACCAAGCUUCAUUGCAUAUUUAAAGGGAUAUUCCGGCGUAAAAUAAAUUUAGGGUCAAACACACCGUAACACUGAGUUAGACACCCCUUUGAGAGAUGAAUGUUGGCGACCGCUUGCUUCCUCAACCAAAAUGCCACUCUAUAGUCACAAAUAAUGCUCAGAACAGCACCUAACUUCAUCAACAGUACAAAUAGGGUCACAGCCAUAGCACUAGCCACCAAAUAUCAUUUUAGCUUUGCCUGUUUUCUUUAGCAAAGAGACUAAACACAACUUACAAACCCUCUUCCAGCAGCCACACAGUGGGGUGUCGCAGCUCAAGGAAGAACAUUUAUGAUAAUUUCUUUAUCAUUUCCUUGAAGUAAUAAUCUCCAUAUUAAUCAUUUUGCACUGCAGACGCAGAAGUUCUUCUUGGUUUGCCGCUGAUUGCAUUUCCAUGAAGAAAUGACACCGAAAUAUCCCUUUUAUAGAUCCCUAAACAAUGCCACUGACCACAAUGCUCCUAGAUAUCACUAGAUCCUGAGUGGUUACCUCCAUUAUGCAUGCAAAAGUUUUCAUAGUAAAUCCAUGUGAUCCUGCAGCUAAAAGACGUCCACUGUCAGUGUACACUUCUAUUGCGUAUCUUGACUUUAAGGUAAUUCGUGAAGCGUUUCUGCUGUGUCUCUGUACUUAAAUGUUAAUUUGGAAAGUCCCCGGUUGAGAGAUUUUUCAGUACGUUUUACAUCAAUCCGUGCAUCUACAUAACUCACACAGUGACAUGUGUGUGAUUUCUGCAUUUGUAGGGGCGCACUCGAAAGAUGGAAGUUAGUCACGCCGGUUUGAGUCCGCUCUCUUUAAGUCCGAAGGCUGAAAUGUGUUAUGUAAAUGGCAACCCCUCUUUCUGCAUGUGUACCUGACUCCUACAGGGAAGCGAGAGCAGAUGCACUGAUUGGUUUGGUUCCUGUUAUGCUUAAAAAAAACAUCUAUGAAUAAUAAAGGGGCUGUAACCUCUAUCUUUGCACCCUGGGCCUCACUUUGCAUCCAGAUUGUGCGCCGCUUGAAUUGAGAUUGCGGUCAGACGUUCUCCAUAUUUACUCUUACCCAUACGCUUCAGAUUGUGCAAUUUAGAUUGUUUAAAUAGGGCUGCAAAAAUGAGUGUUUUUCUUCUGUGAUAUUUGGGUCAUGCAGAUGUUUAAAACCGGUCCUCUCCAUCCGACUAUGCUUUAUUAUGACAAGUUUCGCUGCCCUCAAUCUCUUCCUUCAAGUUUAAAAUCAACAACUCGGGAUAAUCCUGUUUUAUGAAUAUUUAUGGGCAUAUUAACCGUGCGUUUGCUCAAGUCAAUCUGUCUGCCAGUGUCAACAACAACACACAACCCUGCAGGCUGUGAGCUCAUCCAGCAGCUCGCUAGGCUUACAUCACAACACCGUACCCAAUAAAUCCAAAGAGCCAUAUUGUGUUUCUAAUUAAUCCUAAUGAAGGUCUAAUUCCCUCUUUGCCCUUGUCUCUGUUUUUCUUACUGCUUGGCUUGUUGGUUAGAAAUAGCUCCGUUUCUUGGUUUUAUAAGAGCUCUUAUCCCCGCUGUGAUUGUUGGAGGGUAUUUUGGUCACUCAUGCGUGCCUCUAAGUCGUCUGCGAUCAUUUAAAAACCCCCUUUGUUAGUGACCUCACAUGGGGUUACAUGCAAACCCAGGGCCAGAAUAAUCCACUGAGUCCAACAGUGUGGAAAGCUAAUUGAAGUUCACUUUCUGUGGCCUUUGGUGAUUAAAUGGUUGAUUAGUUGGCGAUCUGAAAUGGAUUGCUGUUUGUUUUUACAAAGCUAAUGACUGGAGAACAUCCAGGAUUGCCUGGAUGUGUGAGCGGCCGCAGCUGUUAUGUAAUGCAAAUCUAAUAGAGGGAAGAUUUUACCUUAUUGAGGUAAUUUUUAAAUGAGUUUGAUAUGUUACAGCACACAUGAAUCAUGGCUCCUGUUUUGUGUCUAGUUUUAGAGAUGAGCUGUCGGCAUCUUUAAACAACAGGAGGAAGCAAAACGGUGCAUGCUUUUACUAAAGGCUAAAACAUACAGGAUCCAUAUUGAGUGCGUAUAGUCAGCGUCGUGUAUCACGCAGCAAAUAGGUUGCCAUUCUGAUCAAUGCAGCAUCGCGUACGCAUCAGCUCUGUCGCAGCUGAAUGAAUAUACGCAACAAGUCUAUUUUUGCUGCUCUACGCUUCCAAUACGCGUCGAUCCACACAGAAACGACGACCAUGCCUGUUCCUCCUAUGGUGUUUCUUCUCUUCUUUAAGUUGUCCAUUUUGGACCAAAGUAAUUCUAGUUUUGCCUUCAUGCUUCUAAUGUGAAUCUGCAGAUCAUCAUUGGUAUCUUCCCCUGACAAAAUAUGUUUAACUAGCCAGUGCAAUCUUUCGCAUUCACCUCAUUUGCUUCUAGUACUACUCUUGUGGACUUAGUCCUGCCCAUAGACUGCAUAUACCAUGGACAACUUGGUUCCACCUUCUACCAGUAUACGGAUUUGAAGCCGAGAAGCUCUCGAUAAUUCCGCGUUUUUUUUUCCAUUUCCUGAAACCAAUAUUGCACAGUAGCGUUGUACGCAUUUGAAGUGUCGUCGAGAGUCGCUGUGAUGACGCUCAGUUCAAGCUGUGUAUCUCCCGGCUGAGCUACGCAAUCUUCGUACACCCAAAGGCUGUAUCAAGUGUCAAUCAUAGAAAAUGCGAACCCCCUUAAAACUUUUAAAAAUUGAGUUGCACAGAAAAAAGAGGACUUGAGCACAAACCAGUCUUAUAGUAACUACGUGUCAACAUUGUAAGCAGGAGGGAGAAAAAUUUAUAUUCUGUGUAGUUAAUUUCUAAAGUUUGUCCACAGCUUCAUAGGGAUUGCUGGAGGAGGCGGGAUUUAUGGCCUAUACUGCAGCCCGUCACUAGAGGGUGCUGUUCUCACGGUGGUUUCACCUCGUGAGGAGGCAGAUGGCGUCCAUUCUAUAUACAGUUUAUGGUCCUGUCUUUCAUAUAUAAAGAUCUUUGAGAGCACAAUCCACAGUUUAUAGCAUCUCUGUAGCUAAACUCGAUGGCUUGUGCACUAGCAUGCAGGUGAACCACGCGAGAGGCUUGAGCUCUAAACUGGAAAAAAGAAUCCUGGAGUCUGAGUCCCAGAUUGCAGUACUGUUAUUCUUCUUGCGCGUAUCAUACUGCAUUUUGUGUUUGUGUGUCAAGCGGUUGAAAAAGUUAGUUGUAUUCCAGUUGCAGGUUUCACUUCCUAUAAACCUGACAUACCUCUAAAUAACCAAUGACGAGCUGCUCUAAGGGACCAGCUCAUCAUCGUCUGUUCCAGGUAUCUGACUUUUGUUUCUUCUAACCUGUCUCUGUUGUUUACUCAUUCACUCCUAACUGCUGCUGCACAGUAGGUGUCUUCGACGUGACAUGACUGACUCUCUGAAAGUGUAGCCAAAACCUCUUGAAAGCUUUCUGAAAGGAGCAGCGGUUUGAUAUACAGCUGUGGGCGUGCAUUUUAAACAUCAGCGUCGCCUUCAAUCAUGUUUAUUUGAUCACUGGAAGCGUUUGUUCCUCUGGUGAAGCUCGGACACAAACCUGCUAAAGCUAAGAGUCCAGGAGAAGGAUUGAAAUAUAGAUGUUUUUGUCUUUCAUUGAGAAGUGAUGGCUGGAAAGGAGAGGACUAUAAUAGAAACUGGGUCUUUCAGAUCAUCGCACCGCCCGUCAAACUUUUCUUUCCACAUCUAUGCUUCUUAUCUUCUGCGAGAAAGAGGAGAAGUCUGCAUUUUUCUUGUCCAACAAACAGUCCCUUUAUCCUCUUCUUCUCAGAUUCCUGCAGAGACAGCUUCCCCCAGUCCUCUGUAAUCUCCCUCAUCUUGUAGUAUUGGCUCGUACUGAACUGGAACACUGCAGUUUGAUUUAAAACCGAGUAAAUGCUCUGCAGCCUUUAGAGGAAUACGAAAUGAGAGGUGUUUCCCUGAUCUAAUUGAUCCGUCUGCUUGUUCAGAGCCUCCGCAAACAUUCACUUUGAAGAGUCACUGACCCCAACGGGUUUCACCACCGGCAGGAGAUUGGUUUGCAUGUUUUCCCCUCAGACUGAUUUUAUUCUCUCAUCGUGCAGCAUUAACCCUCAUUUCUCAAGUAUCACCCUGUUUAUGGUUGCAUAGAUUUUUACGAUAUGUAUUGAUUUUGCAACAAUACGCUCUCCCUCCAACUGAAUGAGACAUGAAUUAUCUAUGUUUCCUUUGUCAUCCUUGUUUUAAAAGAGUCAGGUGAGAGAUAUGUCUGAUGAAUCCAGAUUUUCAAGCUGUAUUUUAGAUAUGAUGCAUAUGUAUUUCUUUUUAGAUUUCAUCAUUUUAGUGUAUAUUAGGGCUGUAAUCGAUCAAAGAAAUUCUUGUUUGACUAAAACCCUGAAAUUUUCGCCCCAAAAUCGACUAUUGGAAGUGGUUCCGACUCUGAUGGCAAACCCUUCUGCGGCGGGGGACAACGUGGCCUGGCGAAGGAUGGCUUGGUGGGGUGAAAAUAUACUGAUAUCAGGAAUCACAUGAAAAUUGAAAUGUUCAAAAUUGAAUUAAAUAUUUAGCAAACCACUGGAUGUUGAUUAAUGAAAAAUGCUCCUCAAUCUUCUGGUCUCCAGACGGUCUCCAGUGGGUCGGGCGAAUCCAAAUAAUACAAAAACAAAAAUGAUGAAAACAAGAGGGGUGUUCUGAGACAGACUGUUACCUGUGAAACGGGGGUGCUCUCAAAACACCCCCAUUAGCACUUGGUAUGUUCCUCCUGAUGAAAUUAACCAUAGACUGUAAAUUGACGCGCAAAAAAAUUGAGUCGACCAAUCAGAAUUUUGGUCGACUUAGCACAUAUCGACCAAUAAGUUGACCAGUCUGGGACUUUUAUAGGGCCCAACCGAUUUAUUGACGAGCCGAUUAAAUCUGCCAAUUUGAGCCCAUUUGAGACUAAUUGGUAAUUGGCCAAAACUCUGAUGACACUGAUUUUUCGCCGAUAUUUUCAGAAAUAAAAUGCGGAGAAUAAGAAAACUCUUUUCUAGUCUGAGUCUAUCUACAGUAUAUAGUAUACUGUAGAUAUCUACAGUAUUCAUUCAUUUUUUAUAACUUCAUAAAAAUUUUUAAAAAUCGGACGAUUAAUUGGUAAUCAGAUUUUUUUCCCCCAACAAUCGGCAUCGGCCCCAAAAAAAAUCCAUAUCGGUCGGGCCCAAGACUUUACAGCCCUGAUGUAUAUAAUUUCAUCAUUUACAUCUGUCAGCGAGCUUUCUUUAAUUCGAACCAAUGAAAAGCAUUUAAAAAUCCUCCAUGAUGAGUUCCUCUUUCUAGGGUUUGUCCUCUAACUCUUCAUCUGUCAAAGGGGAGCAUCUAAAUCUAAAACCUGACAGCUCAACAUUCCCGUUUCUUCACUCUGUCCCUUUAAGCCGAGCUGUUGUUGGCUCAUCCUACAGGUCGCAGAGCCGCACAGUAAUCUAAAGACCACCCUCGUGUCUUCACUUACAAUGCUGCGGGGAAAAGGUCAGCGUUUGUAAAUGCUUUGCUCAAUGGUGUGAAACAACCGGGCUGCAGCAACAGAGUUUAUGUGUCCAGUUGUAGCAGAGAGAUUUCACUACAUCCAGAACAAACAUUUACACACUGUAUAUGACGGUAUACACGGAGUUAAAGCGGCAAACUUGUACCCUGAUGUACACAAACUGGUCAAACACGUACACAGAACAUAUGCGAUAAUUUAGACACGCAAGCUUGACAGAAACAGACACAUCAAACUACGUCGUUCACAGGUUUGAAACACAAACAGAGAGAAUAAAUCAGAAAUUAAAUAUGAGCAGAAAAGGAAAAUAAGGUUUGUGUGAAUUUCAGAGAUAAAAACAACCAUAAAACACUGCUCCAUUUGAAAGAAAAAAAACAUCUCUCAGACUUUCCUGUCAUGCAGCAAAAGAGCGAAGCUGUUCACACGUUUACACAAACAGAAAGACUCAGAUGUUUAGUAGUUUCUCAUGAGGUGAGCACAAUCACAGAGAAAUAGAACAUUUUGUGUGAUGUGCUCUGCUACCACAGUUGGCCUGUUUUAAUCUAUCUUUUUAUAAUUUUGAGGAAGUUUCUUUACUUUAAGAAAGAGGAAAUUCACCGUCUUAGUCCUGAUGUGAUCUUUGUUAGCAGCAUGGGAAACUGUCUCGGAAACAUAGGCAGAUAAUGAGGCUUAAAUUUUAUAACUAAGAGUGCUGCUGAUCAAUAGUAACACCAAGCCAUGACCAAAGAGUGUCAAGUCAUGAUAUUCUCAGCUCGAAAUGCAAUAUGUUUACUAUUAAGUAUUAUCCUGUGUCUUACAAAAAUCCCACAGGGCAGAGGAGAUGCACUCAGGGCAACGAUAGUGACACUACUUCUUUUUUUUUUUUUUUUUUUUUUUUUUUUUUUUUUUUUUUUUUUUUUUUGUGCAGUGUGACAAUACAAGACAUACAAAACAAACAAUGGCAUUUGUGGUUUUGUGUGUGUGUGUGUGUGUGUGUGUUUGUGUGUGUGUGUGUGUGUGUGUUUGGUGUGUGUAAAUAAUAAUGAAAAAGAAAAUAAAAGAAAAAUAAUAAAUAAAUAUUACAAUUGUCAGACAAGCAAAAAAAAGAAAAUUAUACUACAUCAACAAUAUCAAUAAUAAUAAUAAUAAUAAUAACAACAAUAAUAGUAAUAAUAAGAAGAAGAAGAAGAAGAAGGAAUUUGUGGACCACCUCGGGUCCCUUCCCACUCGCACGAGACCCACCUGCAUCCCUCCAGGCCCCCAGACUCCCACCCCAACCCCCGCAUGCCCCGGACUGAAUGCGGCACAACACCUUACCCUAUGUCUAUAUAUGUAUUUAGUCUUUGUUAUUUACUUAAUAUACUUUAUAAUUAUUUAUUUAUUUUUAUUUAAUUUUAUUUUAAAUUAUUAUUAUUAUUAUUAUUAUUAUUGUUAUUAUUUUAUUUAUUUUAUUUAUUUAUUUUUUCUUAAUUUCUUUCAUAUAUGUGCUUUCUAAUGUUGUGCAUUAAAACCGAGGAGAGGGGUUGUCCUGAACUAUAAUUUGAUGAGAUUGAGACCCCGUUCCUCUUCCUAAUCUAGUGUGAUGUGCAAUAAAAGAGGUGAUGUGCCAUCUGAAGACAGUCCAGGGCGGAGAACUGGGGGAGGGGGGAGGCCGGGAGGGCAAGGAGAUCACAGGUCAUUGUCUAACAGGCGCGACCCAGCAGGGACCCGAGCAGAAAAUAACAAUUGUAAAUGUAAGUAUAUAAAUAAAUAAAUAAUAAUAAUAGAAAAUGACAAUGACAAUAAUAUUCAUCAUAAUAUUUGUAGUAAUAUGUAGUAAGAAAUAGAAAAUAAAAAUCAAUAAACAAUAAUAAUAAAAAAUAAUAAUGAUAAUGAUAAAGAUAAUAAUAAAGAUAAUAAUAAUAAUAAUAAUAAUAAUAAUAAUAAUAAUAAUAAUAAUGAUAAUAAUAAUAAUAAUAAUAAUAGUAAUAAUAAUAAUAAUAAUAAUAAAUAGAUAAGUAAAUAAAAUAAAAAUAAAAAGUUGGGAAUGAAAGUGUCAGAGAACAGAGAUGGAUGAUGUUGUGACUGGUUUGUGGCAGAUUAUGAGCUUAGAAAAGUGAUGAAUGAAAACCAGGUAGAGUUAUGAUUAUUGUCAGAGGAGUUUGUAUUUUCUAAGGAGAUGUAGUCUAUGAGCAGGUUUUUCCAGUGUAUUAUGUGUAUGGAGUUCCGAGACUUCCAGUUCAUGAGGAUAGUUUUCCUGGCGACGGUUAGUGCCACUAGAAGUGAACGUGUGUGUGUUUUGUCAAGUUUUAAUGGAGAUAGGUCUCCUAAUAAACAGACGGAAGGGGAAAGUGGGAUGUGGCAGCCCAUAAUCUGGGAUAAUGUUUCUGUAAUGUUUCUCCAGAAGUGGUGAACAGGUGUGCAGUGCCAGGUUGCAUGAAUAUAGGUAUCAGUGCAGUUUAGUGAGCAGUGUGAACAGUUUCCAGAUGAUGAGAAGCCCAUUUUUUGCAUUUUGUGUCCAGUCAGAUGAGUUCUGUGAAGGAUUUUGUAUUGUAUGAGUUGUAAAUUAGCAUUUUUCGUCAUGGAGAAAAUGUUCUUGCAGAUUUGGGGCCAGAAGUCAGCAUCAGGAGCAAUGGAGAGAUCAGUUUCCCAUUUUUCUGAAGGUAUGGAGGGUGUUGAGUCGGCCUGUGAUAAUAAUUUGUAUAAUUUAGAUAGGAGUUUCUUUGAGGAAGGGAUGUUAAUGAGUUUAGAGGGUAACGGGGGGAGGUCUAAGUUUAUAUUCUUGUUUUUCAUUGAUGAUUGGAUGGAUGAUGAAACCUGUAGAUAUUGUAGGAAUUGAUGGCUCCUGAUGCCAAACUUCUGGACCAGGAGAGAGAAUGGGACCAGGGUGUUAUUAUUGAAGAUAUGUUUGAGGUGAGUAAUCCCUUUCUCUACCCAGGUGCUGAAGUAUAGUGAUUGUUUAUUGCUGAUGAAGUCCAGGUUGUGCCAGAUCGGGGUGAAAAGCGAUGGUGCCAGAGUGGAGUUAGUAAUGCUGUAGAAUUUCCACCAGGCUGUCAGGGCCGAUGAUAUUGUGGGGUUUUGGAAACAGGGGUGUUUUUUGAUAGUUUGACUGAGGAAAGGUAGGUCUGAGAGAUGGAUGUCUUUGCUAACUGUUUGUUCUAUGUCUAACCACGUGCUAUCUGACUGGGUGGGGUGGGUCCAUUUGUAGAUGUAUUGAAGUUGAUUUGCUAGUGAGUAAUGAUGAAAAUUUGGAGCAUUGAGUCCGCCUAAACUUUUUGAUUUCUGAAGAGUGGCCAGUUUGACUCGUGGGGGUUUAUUUUUCCAGUAAAAUUUGUUGAUGGAUGAAUCGAGGGAAUGAAACCAGGUGAGAGGUGGAUGAGUGGGAAUCAUUGAACAAAGGUAACUGAUUUUGGGGAGGAUUGUCAUUUUAACUGUUGCUAUUCUGCCUAAUAUAGAUAAUGGGAGGUUCAUCCAUCGUUGGAGAUCAUCAUUGAUUUUUUUUAGGAGUGGAGUGAAAUUCAGGUUGAUCAACUCUGACAGCCUGGGGGAAAUGUGGAUGCCUAAGUAGGUGAUGUGACUUGUGCAGAAGGGGAUGGGUGUUGUAAGGGCUGCCACAGCCAGACUGUUGGUGUUUAAUGGGAGUAUGGAGGAUUUGUUCCAGUUUAUUGAGUAGUCAGAGAGAAGGGAGAAGGAUUUGAUGACACUGAUUACCUCUUGUAGUGAUGAUUUUGGGUUAUCCAUAAAAAGUAAAAUGUCAUCUGCAUAGAGACUGAUUUUAUGGUGCAUGUUGGGGGUUUGGAUUCCUGUAAUGAGGGGGUUCUGACGGAUGGCUGCUGCUAGGGGUUCAAUGAAAAUGGUGAACAAAGAGGGAGAGAGUGGGCAACCUUGCCUGGUCCCCCUAUGUAGAGUGAAGCUUUGUGAGGUUUGUCCGUUAGUAAUAACUGUGGCUGUAGGUGAGGUGUAAAGUGUUUUAAUCCAGUUAAUAAAUGAUUCCCCAAAGCCGAAACUGUGUAGGGUGUGGAUGAGGAAUGACCAGUUAACUCUGUCAAAGGCUUUUUCUGCAUCUAAGGUGGCUAUGAUUGAGUUAUGGUUAUGUGUGGUUGAGUGGUGCAUUAUAUUGAAUAGUCUGCGUGUGUUAUUGGAUGAGUUUCUUCCUUUAAUAAAUCCUGUUUGAUCCGGGUGAAUAAUGGAUGGAAUAAUUUUUUCUAAUCGGUGGGAAAGUGCCUUGGUGAUAAUUUUAAUGUCAACGUUGAGAAGUGAAAUGGGGCGGUAACUUGAAGGCAGGGUGGGGUCUUUGUUUGGUUUAAGAAGCAGUGAGAUAGAUGCUGUAUUCAUGUUGGGUGGAAGUCUGGAGGUUUGUUGUGUUUCUGUUAUCAUUCUGUGAAAAAGUGGAGCUAUGAUGGACCAGAAGUGUUUGUAGAACUCAGCAGGGAAGCCAUCAGGACCGGGUGCUUUAUUGUUAGGCAUUCUGUUGAGGGCAGAUUGGAUUUCUUCAGUUGUUAGGGGUGUGUCUAAUGUGUUUUUUUGUUCAGGGGAGAGUUGGGGUAAAUUGAGGUUGGUGAGAAAUAGACUGAUGUCUUCUUCCUUAGGGGUGUUAUCUGAGGAGUAUAGGUUGACAUAAAAUUCUCUGAAUAUUUGAUUUAUUUCAUCGGGUGAGUUUGUUGACUUCCCUGCUGAGUUCAUGAUGGUGGAGAUUGUGGAUUUUUCUUUAUUUCUUUUGAUUUGGUUUGCAAGAUAUUUGCCGGAUUUGUUAUUGUGAUGGAAGUUUUCCUGUCGGAGCCUGCUGAUCAUGAAGUUAGUUUUCUUGUUCAGAAUUUCAUUUAUUUCUAGUUUAUAUUUUCUUAAUUUCUUCUCGUUUUCUUCUGUUGGGUUAGUUGCAUUGACAGUUUCUAGCUGUUUGAUUUUUUCUUGUAAUUCAGAUUCUUGCUUGUUUUCUUUCUUUUUCUUAUGGGCUGAAUAUGAAAUGAUAAUUCCUCUGAUGACUGCUUUACCUGUUUCCCAUAGAAGUGUGGGGGAUGGCUUUGGGGAAUCAUUUAUUUCCAGGAAGGAUACCCACUCUCUUUUGAUGAGGUUGUUAAAUUCAGGAUCUUUCAGGAGGGAUGUGUUGAAGCGCCAUCUGGUGACUGGUUUUUGUGGUCUUGGUGGGUUCCAUUUGAAUGACACUGGGGCAUGAUCACUGAUAAUGAUGGGGUGGAUUUGAUGAUCAAAAAUAUUUGAGAUGAUUGAACACUACUAGUGACACUACUUCUUAACGUUAAAACCUCCAGUAGGGCUGGGCGACAUGGCCUCAAAUCAAUAUCACGAUAUAUUGAGAUAUAUUUAGUAGUAAGUAAAGUUUAUUUAUAGAGCACUUUUCACAUAUAAAAAUCACAAAGCUCUGUACAUAAAAGAAGUGCAAUUAGAUAAACAUAAACAGGACAAAAGAUAAGUACAGAAAUAUGCACAAAUACAAAUACAGUACAAGUGAGUACGGAUAUAAGUGCAGAUUCAAAAGAUGAAUGAAAGAGAUAAACAGCUUCAUCUACUUCAGCCAUCACUCCAAUAUCUGAACCGUCCUCCAUCUCCUCACCUGUCUUUCCCUCUUUGUUACGGACUGGAUGGGGUGAAGUCACGUCUCCAAGUCUAGUCAAGUCUCAUUAAUGCAGCAGUUUGUAGUUUUACUGACUUAUAACACUUGUAAUUACCCGCCCAAGUUCAGUAUGUGUUUACAGAGUAUGUAGUCAGAGGUUAGGGCUGAGCGAUAAACAGAAAAUUUACUGAUACCUAAAUUUACAAUAAUAAUGUCGUUUUGCCCAUAUUGGUAUAAUUAUUGUCAAAAAAUAAAUAAAUUAAAGGUAGUUUUGGAUGUGUGACAGUGUCUUAAAGGGACAUGAGACCAUAGCCUACCUACACACAUCCAAUACCACUUUUUAUUUAUUCAUUUAUUUUUUACACCGAAUAUACCAAUAUGGGCAAAACGACAUUGAUUAUUAUUGUAAAUUUAGGUAUCUGUAAAUUUUCUGUUUAUCGCUCAGCCCUAAUUUCCAGUUAUAUACUCUGUUAACACAUACUGAACUUGGGUUGGUUAUUACAAGUGUUAUAAGUCAUUUAAACUACAAGCUGCUGCAUUAAUGAGACUUUUUGAGGCACAAAUACAGACCAGCUUGAUUUGAGCUGCUCUCUUCACGCUGGGUUACAGUCUGUACGCAGCCUAACCGGCACAGCAUGACCCUAGAGAUGUUCACCACUCAGAUGCUAAUCUCAAAGAGAGCUUUAACGCCGCUAAAUAUAAACUGCUCUUGAAUAUAACAUGACUCAGAGGUUGCGGAGAGGUCGAUCGGAAACAGAACAUAAACGCUGGGCUCUGUGGGGGCUCCCGAAUGACAUCAGGCUGUUACAAACCCGCAGAGAAAUAUGACUUAUUGAAAGGAAGCAGAGGAUGAAGGUGUCAACGGAUAAAUCCCUCUCUAAAAACUUGUCUGAUUCAGAAAUCUACCAUCUGUAUAUUCUUUCCUGUCUCCUGAAUAUUUAAUAAAAGUUGCAUAACACUGAAUCAGGAGAUAACCUCAUCCGUCAGACUUCACACCUGUUGGUAUUUCACACCUGGCCCUGCCUCCGUGGGCAGCCGUAUUCGGUGUCUGUUUGUUUAUUCAUUAUCAGUAUUUAUUUAUUUAUCCAAACUGGGCCCUAAAGUUAACAGAUUUAACUAUUUAAAACAGCAAAGCCCUUCCUGAUCCUGCCAGCCAUAUUUUAUAUAUAGGGCAGUUUUAUAAUACAUAAAAACAGCCAAUUAUACUGCAGGUCUCACACUCUCCAUCUGCCGUGCCUCUCUUUGAGUCUCCCUCUGUGUCAUACUCUCUGUUUUCUCCAUCUGCUACCAAAUAAUGAGGGGAGUACGAGUGUAUUUACUAAUUUCACACAUAAAAACACAAAAUAUAGAAUAUUUGCCUCCAAUCUGAGAGUCCUACAGGGAGAUGGAUAAAGUUUUCCUGUGCUAAAAAGUGAUAUAUGUGCGUGUGCAGGCUGGGAAAUCAAUUCCAAACAUCAUUACACAAGCUCAAACUCUUUAACAUCCACUUUUAGGACCCGUGUUGCGUACUUCAUCUCCCACACACUUUAUCAAAACAAAAUCCAAAAACACUUGACGGGAGAGUGGGCACACAGUCACGCACACACUCAACCACACACGUUGUGUUGUUGUGUUCAAAUCUGUCAGCUCAGAUAGCAAAGUGAUAGAAAGUGCAGGAAUCACAUCUGAAACAUACAGCCGGAGCGUGAAUGUGCAAAGGGCUGUGCAAACCUGCAGGAUUAAAGUUGCAUAACUCUCAGGGAAGACUAUCACCUAUAGAGAGAUCCACAUAUGGCAGCCUUUAAGGGGGUGGUGUUCAAAUGAUUAUAUAACUUGAUAUGUGCAGUGGAAGUUUCCUGACUUACUGUAUGAGCUCAUUUCCAUCCAAAAGAUUUAUCCUCUUGAGAAUGUGCUUGAAAAGUGCUUUUGAGCACUAUCUAGACAUCCUUAAUCUAAACACAUCUAUGUCAGAUCCAUGUUUGAGUCACAGGAAUGUCUGUGGAAUAACACUCUUUCAAUGCCGUGACAGGGGUCAGGACUGUUUUACAUUUUUUCUCCUCUGAAAUGGUUUGGAGGCGUUAAACACAUUUGCACCCUUCAACCGUAGACAUGAGAGAUAAAAAAUGUUUUUCAUUUAACCCUAAUCCAGAAUGCAGUUGAUAGAUAGAUAGAUAGAUAGAUAGAUAGAUAGAUAGAUAGAUAGAUAGAUAGAUAGAUAGAUAGAUAGAUAGAUAGAUAGAUAGAUAGAUAGAUAGAUAGAUAGAUGACUUAAUUAAUCCCCGAAGGCAAAUUAAAUUGUCAUAGCAGUCCGUCAAAAUACAAUAAAAUCAUCAAAUACUGAAAAGACAAGAGACUGAAAAACAAGAUAUAAACAAUAUAUACAUAUGCCUCCAAUACAAUACCUGAAUACUAUGACUCUUAAAUAGAAUACUUGAAUACUAUGUACAUGUGUAUACAGCGUGCAAGAUAGAAUAUAAUAUAGUAGACAAAAUACAUGUUUGUUUUCUGAUGGGAAAUGUAAUUAUCAGCCGACAACUUUAUUUUGAUUAAAGAUGUUUAAAGAUGUAGUUCACUACCAGGAUAUAUAUAUUUUUUAAAUAUUGAGUGUCUUGAAAUGGGGCGCAGAAAAGAGGACACAAUGGCAAAACAUCAGUUUGUCCAACAGACAGAGUUUAUUAAAGUUCAGGUAGAGGUCGGUACACAAAAGGCAGUCAGAUCAGGCAGAGUUAUCCAAAAACAAGAUCUAAAAAAGGCAAGCAAAGGUAAUACACGGGUAUCAAUAACUAUGAUGAAUAAUGCUAUGAAGUUCAAUGAACUGGCGAUGAGACAGUGAGAUACACAGGAUAAAACACAAGAGGUAACGAGGGUGAUGGGAAACAGGUGGAGGGACACAAUCAGGCAGCAGGUGUGACAGGACAGAAACAAAUCUAGAAGACAGGAACAAGGGUUAGUGAUCAACAAAAUAAAACAGGAAGGACAUGACAUGAAACAUGAAUGUGCAAAAAAUAAAGGAAACUUAACCAAAGAAUCAACAGAGGUAAAAGGAAACUAAACAGACAUGACAUUAAGGCUUAGUAAUGUGUUAAAAGAAGUCAAAUACAUGAGUUAACCACAUUCUUAAUGAAUUAUAACAAAUAAAGCGUGAAGUAAUCUGUUAGUACUCAGCUAAAUAAAUCUAUUAAACUUAAAGCUUGAGUAUGAAUCGAAGAACUAUCAGGUGGGAAUCACUUAGAUUGUGCAAGAAAAACCUGCAGAAUUUAGCAGAUAAACAGACGGCUUGUCAAGUUCAAGAAGUCUUAUAGUGUUGCAUUUGUGGUUCUGUGUAGGAAUUGUGUUAUAUCUUUGAAUUUUAAAGCUAAUAUGUUGAUGCACAUCCUGCACAAAAGGCUGUAAAAAAAAACAAAACACUGAACAGAAAUGAUAAAGAAAAAAAUCUCUUUCUUCUUUUUUGGCAAAGCCACAGAGAGUCACCAAAGUGGGGCAAAAAGAGCUGCUGGUUUUCAACCCCCAGUAUAGACCCGGAGCAAGAGUAGGGAUAGAUUCCUUUUCACACACAAAGAGAAUAUGACCGCUCUCUUCAGCUUUUGCUGUCAGCUUCAAAAAUUCUGCAUUUCCUUUCUGAUCCACCUCCAUGUUUUUGGCAUGAGAUAACACUUUAGCCUUUGAACAGGAACGCCCGCCGGGGUUACUGGAUUAAAAGUGGACCAAAAAGGAAACUACAUGACUGUUUAGACAAGCAGACCAUGCAUGAGGGUGUGCCAUAUCUUUGUUGAAAGAAAAUGAGUCAUCUAUGUAAACCUCGUCCUCUAAGUCUCAUUUGGAGGUUCGAACUAAGAUGGAAACUCCAGCCUGGAAUUAAGAGCAAACUAAAUAGAGACUGAUGUACCGUAUGGUUCAUUAGUGCAGAAAUAACCUUGGAGUGUAUGAAUGGAUUAAGGUGCAUGGCUUUUCGAGUACACUUUGUUAAACCCGGUGAUGAAUCGGUGACUUUUACUCGUCUCUGAGCUGUUUAAGAUUCAGAUCAACUUUGCUCAUCUUGAAUAUCACUGCACCCUCAGCAGCCCGCACUAACUCCAUUAUAACAGUAUAUUGAUUCCUGCAGAGCGGAUAAGAAAGCAAAUGCACUGCAUGAGAGUCUUCAUCGUGGAGCUCACUGAAACCUGCUCUCACCAACAUCUCUGACACUUCUAAUCCUCCAGUUGCUUUCUUUUAAUAAGCAAUUAAAGCGGACUAUGUGUGGUGAUACUUCUGCUCAUGGCGGAAGGAAAUCCGGCUCCGAAACUCAGCGUGAUCGACAGAAAUGGAAAUUAAAUUUUACACACUCCUUCUGUCUGCCUCAUUUAGGUUUCACCGCUGCUCUCCAAGUCUAUAUUUUUCGCUUCAUUAUUGGUACUUCAUGCAUAAUACAUGCAAACUCCCGCUGUCUGACAAACACACACGCUUGCCCCGUGGUCGCACACAGAGACAGUAUUUGGUGAUAGCAGGUGAACAGAUGAGCCAACAAGAGUGCGCUGAAUAUCUAAAUGACAUCAGGGAAGAGAAGUGGAGACAGAGCUGAGACAUCCUGCUUUCUUUAUCGCACAACCACACAGUAUUUAGUCAGUGGAAACCAUUUUUGGACUUUGCAUAGUGACGUUUUCUAUUUCCAAUCUGCAAAGCAAGUGUUGCAACAUGUAUGUGAGAAGUUCAGCUGAGAUUCUGUCUAUGAAUGAAAAAGUUAAGUGUUGAAAUGAUGGUUGAAUAUAUUUCGGCGUGUGUGUGUGUCGGACACACUGAUGCAUCUGGUUGCCUCAUGCAGAUACAAGAGAUGUCACAAAAGAUUGUGUCCCCCAUUUGAGUCGCACCUGAUAUGAAGCAAUUUUCAACAGCCUCAUACACUCUCAAAUGAUAUUUUGGUGACUGUAAACAUCAACUGACUCAGGGUAGAGCAAAAAUAAAGGUUUGAAUCACCUCUAACAAAUUCAAAUUGAUCUUUAAAGGCUAUGAUUUGAUUAAAUGAUGAUUUAUUGAAUAAAAUAACCCUUUGGCUCAGUUGAUUCAGCGCAAUUCAAUGUAAAUUGAUGGCUGACUCUUAAGUAAAUUUGUAUUUUAUAACUGAGAUUUAAAAAAAAUCAAUGAAAAACUCAUUAUCUUUCAAAACACUUCUGAUACUUUUUAAUAGACUCACUUUGCAGCAUUUAAGAAGUUACAGUGGAGAGGAAAACUUCCUUUAACAGGCAGAAACCCUGAGCAGAACCAGACUCAUGUUAGACAGUCAUCUGCUGCUACUGCAGAGAUAGAGGGAGUCCUAUCUCUUAUUUAGUUGUUAUGUAUGGUACACAAAACAAAGGAAAAGGGCCCAAAAAUGCAGAACUAAGGAUUUUUUAAAACAAAAUGUAAAAGUCCAACUAAAACGUAGUCUCAAAAUGUCUAAACAAAUCCAAAAGACCAAAAAACACAAGAAACAAAAUCACAAGGAGACAACUGACAUACAUACUCACACAAUUAACCAACAAAGACAGAGGGGAAGACACGGACUAUACACACACUAGUUAACGAGCAACAGGUGCAGCAAACGAGACACAGGUGAAACUCAUGGCUGAUUAACGAGGGAGGGAACGCUAGGGAAGUAAAAGCAGACUAGAAACACAAGGAAUCAACUACAACAAAAUAAAAUCAGAAACACUGAAAACUGAUCUAAAGAAUAAAAUACAGAGAACAGGAGGGAAACAGGGUCAAACACAAACUGAAAACUAACAAGACUGGACUACAGGGGAACAGAAACAGGAGGGAAAAUACACACAAAAUAACACAAAAUUAACAUAGAGAUAGAUAGGAUGAGCUUUGUUUGGACCUUUAAGUCAGCUGGAUUACAAGUUUAAUGGUUCAUAUGAUAUUAUGCGGCUGCUGGAAGAGAGUAGGUGAGUUGUGUUUAGUCUCUUUGCCAAAGAAAUCAGGCAAAGUUAAAAAGAUGUUUGGUGGCUAGUACUAUGGCUAGGACCCUAUAUGUGCUGUUGUUGAAGUUAGGUGCUGUUCUGAGCAUUAUUUGUGGCUAUAGAGUGGCGUUUUGGUUGAGGUUUGUUUAUGGCUCCUCAGACCGCUGUGUAUUGCUAUCGUGCGGUCGUUACUAAAGUUGGUAUAACUAGAGAAGCAAGCGGUCAGCAACAUUCAUCUCUCAAGGGGGUGUCUAACUCGGCGUUACAGUGCGUUUGACCCUAAAUUCAUUUGACGCUGGAUUAUCCCUUUAAUCCUGAUCCAGGGUGCUGCAAACUGGUACCCCCAGAUCUAAAAUCUAGUUUGCCUCAUUUCUUCAUCUUCGUCGCCUCAGUGUAUUGUAUUGUUUUAUAACAGUUAUCUUCGCUCACUGCACUUUCUAAAAAUAAAACUCUGCUCUUUAUUUAGCAACACACAACUCUUCACUAUCUUUUAGGGGCUUCAAGUUCCCCGUGGCGUUAACUCUAACCACAUGAGAUCAGCUAGCACCUAACUCUGCCCCUUUGUGAUCAAGUCUCCUGCCUCGCCUGCAUGACUCAUCAGCAUCCCCAGUGUGAUCCCGGUGGCUCGUUAGACCAGCAACGGGACCAGAAUCCUUUUUAUUUCCCCCCCCAUGACUAAUUUGUAGAACUUAAAGGAGGUGGAAGGAAGUACACGCACUCAGACAAAGUGAACUUGCCACCCGGAAAACCACAACGCUCCGCAGUGCUGGUCCCACGCCAAGCGGCCCUGAGCUGUUUACUUCUGCAAAACUUCCACAAAGACAGAGCCGCUGUCGUGGCGCUGCAUCAAAAGCUGUUUAAAUUUUAACCGCACUACGCUGUGCAGAUGAGAGGUGACAGACAGAGCAGAAAUUUCACCAGAGAGUACGUUUGGACAUUAAAGCAGAAGCGCUAAUUUAUGCUUUUUCUAGAAAACAGGGGGUCGUUUGAUUAUGUGAAAUAAGAAAUCAGUCAUUUGAAGAGAGACACCCAAAGAGCGUGACAGCCCCCCUUAGGUCAGCAGAGCAUCAGAGUGUAUUUUGGGGUUUAAUGGUUUUGCAGUUUGAAUGUUUUUACUCACUCUCGCUGCUCUCAUUAACCUCAUUUCUAGCAACAGCAGGCAAGCUCUGAUAAACCCGUUGUGCCGCCACCUGCCUAGCUUUGAGCAGCAGGCAAUCAAAGUAAGCAAAAAGCUGGUAAACACAGCUGCUGACGACGUUAUCCUUAGCGUUUCCUCGAGAUUAAAACACAGUUUGAAGGAAAGCGAACAUCAGACAUGACGUAGUGUCUGGUCUUAAACCUGCUUAGUUGAAAUGGAUUUUUCUGGGCUGAGUCAUAUUAAUUUAAUUUAUAGAAACAGCAAAAAGUCAGAUUAAGAUUUUAAAAGCUGCAAAUAGCUCUAUUAAUCUUCAGUGCUGCCAUCACAACAAACUUGUAUUGACGUCAACUGUCUUCUAGCCAAUCAGAGGCAAAGGAGGGCGGGACCUUCCUACAAAAAAAUUUUUGCUAAUGGGAGAGACGAACUGGCUCUGUAAGAGGUGACUUUUUCGACACUUUUCAAACCAUUACUCUUCUUUACAUCCAGUUCCAUAACUCACUUACAGGAAGUAGCUGACUCUUCAAAAUAAAAGCAUAGUUUUUAGUCACCUAAGAGGCGACUCGACACGUUUAAAAAACUGAUAUGUCGUGAUUUUUUCUAUACUUCUCAAACCAUUACCCUUUCUUCCAUCCAGUUCCAUAACUCACUUACAGGAAGUAGUUGACUCUUCAAAAUAAAAGCACAGUUUUCCAAUAUAGGAGAAACUACAAAAUAAAAGCUUCCCGAAAAAAUUGUUUUCUUCUUCAAAGACGUUUCACUCAAGGGAUAAAUCAUAAAUUUGAACAUAAUUAUAAAUGGAUGAUGGCUGUUUCUUUGCAAAUAUUAUGGCUUCAUAUUCUUUAACGAAUACAUAUCAUGUUGCUUCACUGACUGUUCCAAAAAUUUUUCAAUUUAUUUUAAUGUUGAUUUAACAGGGACAAUACAUACAACAUUGUCCCUGGUCAGGCUUGAGCAUAGGAUAAAAUAUACUGAAUAUUAUAAAUGCAAUAAUACAACUACAGUAGAUAAUACAGUGAACGGCUAAGUGACACAAAAAAAUAAACACAGCAACAAAAUUUAGGUUAAACGAUUACACAAGUUAAAUUUAACACUGUUAAAUGUUUGGGAUUUAAUUUCACAAUGUUGCAAUAACAUCAAUAUUGUGAAAUAUAUUGGGCAUGAUAGUUGUGAGGUGAACACUUCAAAUUGUGAUGGCACAAUCUGCAGUUUAAUCAUUUUUUAAAGCUAACCGCUAAGCUCCUAGGCAGAUUUUUGUCAAAUCAUCUGCCAUUAAGAGCAUUUGCAUAUAUUUUUUCAUACCUGUCAACACCCAUCCGUCUCACGUCAACUCAAAUUAAAUAUGAAAUCUCUAAAAACUUUGACCUUCAUAAUACAAAAAUACAAUUAAUUGUUAAUUGCUGCCCCGACCUUAAACACUAAAAGUGUUACGGUGCAUCUGACCUUAAUUUGCAGUUGCAGUGUCUGCUGUGAGCUCGGUCAUAAUCACGGGUCAUUACCUCCAUUAUGGCCGUGUGAGCCCUGGUGACAUGACUCAUCAUAGAGAGGCUGCACACACAUGCACCCAUAGACAAAUACAUCAGACCUGAACAGCAGACCCAGCACUUAUCCAAUCUCGCACAUUGUGGUAAGAAGCCAUGCGACACUAUUCGAGUCACUUAAAGGUGGUGUAGGCAGGAUCUGAGGAACAGAUAAUAAGGAGGAUGAUAGAUGGCAAAGAGUUUACUCUUUUCUUCACUUUGUGUCUCCACACACAGACUCUACGGCGAGCUGACAAACUGCACAUUCCUGGUGGCGGAGAAGAUGGCAUGCUACUGGCCCAACAGGCUCGUGGAUGAGUUCUUCAUCCGAGUCCACAAGCAGUACUUCCACGACUGCUCCAUGUCCGGGCGGCUUCUCAAGGACCCGCCUAACAGAAUCCUGGGUCCCUUCAUCGUCGUGCCCAUCCUGGUCACGCUGCUCAUGACGGCUCUGGUGGUGUGGAGGAGCAAACGCAGCGAGGGGAUCGUGUAGUCGAUGUAGUCGGUAGGGAUGUAAAAAUGAACAGACUGCAGACUCACCUUGAAGGAGGAGGAGCUUAAUAAGCGAAUGACAUCCGACAAUGACUAUUCAGCUCCUGUUCGUCGUUUUCCCAACAGUCUGACGAGGAUUCACGGACUCAUGAAACUGCCAUGUCUAAAGUGGAUCAAUAUGAAGACUGCUGGAAGAGACUGAGACUACAAGUAAAAAUGUGCUGCACAAUGAUUUACAAAAACCAACAAAACUAUCUGCUGCCUGAAAAAGUUGCAGAUGGUCAACACAGGAAUGAAACUCAACGCUUGACUGUCCCAGAGACUUAUUUUACACCUUGACUCAGAAACAACAGCACAGUGACUUCAACUUCUGUUUGGAAACCCAGGUAUAUCAGACAAACUACAAGACGAAUCCAGCGUCAGAGCGUCUAUUAAAGAGUCCUCGAAGUUAAUUUCUCAAAUGCAAAGAUUGCUGAUUCUAACAGAUUUAUAUGAUAUUGUUAUAUAUAAUAUUUAAGUUUAUACUCUUGUGGGUCUUGUGUAUUGUAAUAUUGUCUUUAGAGGAAAAUACGGAGUAGUAUGAGGGCGGGCGAUGAGAAGAGAAAAAAUGAGAGAAGGGAGGUUUUUUUUUAAAAGUCAAAUUGUCGAGAAUGAAGUCAAAAUACAAUGUCGUGAAGUGGCGAUGUUUUAUCUUAAGCCCAUUUCAGACAUCCAUCCAUCCAUUUUCUACUGCUUAUUCCCGUUCCCUUGGUCACUGGAGUCUAUCACAGCAUCUUCUGGCGAAGGCAGGGGACACCCUGGACAAGUCGCCAUUUCAUCGCAGGGCUGACAUAUAGAGACAAACAAGCAUCCACGCUCACAUUCACACCUGCGGGCAAUUUGACGUGCUGACACAGGGAGAGCAUGCAAACUCCACACAGAAACGCCCUGAGCCACAUCGAACCCAGGACCUUCUUGCUGUGAGGCAACAGUGCUAACCACUACACCACUGUGCCGCCCCCAUUUCAGACAUACGUAUCUAAAAACUUCAGGGACUUUCACCUGGCUGUAAAUUCUCUCUUAACCUCUACAGAAUUUGUUGUAAAUCCACCACAGUGUUAUUGUCGGUGAUUAAAAUAACUUUUAUUUCUUUAAAAAAAUUGGCAAACAGAGUUGGAUACGUACACUUCAACAACAGUUUUUUAACUUUUUAUCAAAGUGGCGAGUAACCGAACAUAACCGCAGUAUCGACGGAUAAGUGAAAUGAGAGGAGGAGUGAGUACGAGCCUGUCUCAUGACCGUUAAUAUUAUUUUUAUCCGGUUUUGUGCCGCCCCUCUAGGGUCAAAGUAGUGUCAUAUGAAAAAGCAUCUCCCACAUUAAUGCACUGAAAUACACCCUCUCCUUAAAUCUCGGUGUACUGAAACAGACUCCCUCUUUUUGAACCAAACCUAUCUCCGUUUACGACUCUAAAACCCACUACAGCAGCAUUCUGAAAUGAAACGAUACGAGCAGGUAAUCUUGCAGGUGAAGUCAGGUUUGACAAUCUAACUUGUUCCUGUUCAUUUGCAGAAAUUUUCAGAAACUCCGAGGUGAAAAUUAUUAUCGUUAUUGACCUCAAACGUCGCUCAUAUCAGUGUGUGACAUCUUUUUAGAGGCGUGAUGUUACCACUUACCAGCUGCAGACUGAUUGAAAAUUUCGACUUCAUUCUUGGAGUGCGUAAUAAAAAAAAAAAAAAAAAUCUCCUCCUGUCAUUAUUGCUUUUCCGUCUCGUCUCUUACAGUCCUCGUGUUUGUGUUAAAUUCUCUCCCCUUCGUUCAUAUCACACACCCUUACCUCAUGUCCUCAACGUCCCGGCACACACACACACAUCUCGAAUUCUCAUCUGGAGAGGAAACAGAGAUGUGAGAUCCCAUAGCACAAUGCGCACAGCACCAGCAGGAACAGUGUAGGAGAUAAUGAUGCCGCAGAUGAAAAGGUGGUGGAUGUGGAGGUACAGGUGAAGAACGGCAUGGCACAUUGCAGGGGUUUCGAUGAUGUAUUUGUCACUUCUGUCCACCAUCACUGGAGAAAUUAUACUAACAAGACGGCAGACAACAAACAGACUCUGAAGGCUGAUGUACACAGGCACAACCCAAAUAAUAUUUUUAAAGAUGGUCUCUAUUGUUCUUGAAUUUUCCACUUUUGUUAAACUCAAUGGAAACGCUUGUGUAAAAAGAGAUACGGAGUGAAAGAGAAGAAGAAAAAAUCCCGUGGUGUCUAACAACAGAGAGAAAUCAAAGCAAAUUUAGCCAACGCUCUUCUCUUCUCUUGCCAUCGCCUAAAGCACACUUUGUUUAUCCUAGACCUGAGGUUUUUUUUAUUGAUUUCAAUCUUCAAGUGUGGUAGAGUGUGCUGUGUGACCUGUUUCUUCAUUGAUAUUUUUGAACGCUCUCUCUUCUUUUAUAGAUUCAUUGACCUGUACCCUUCCUGUCAGCAAAAACACUCUUUAUAAAAACACCCACACUUGCCCAACAUGAUCCUACUUUGUACUAUUGUGCCAAAAGCCCGUCGAAUAAACGGAGGGUAACGUUUUGCUUUUAAAUGUCUAAUUUUCUGUUGGAGUGACUUCACAUGGUUGCAUUUUGAAAUCUGUGAUCAUGAUGAAAAGUUGAAUAAAAUGUCUGAUUAUCAGCCUGCUGCGCUGUGGUUUGGAGCUCGUGUUUCCCCGAGAGUGAAGAAACAUGAACAAUGAAUCCGGCAUUAAUGUAUGCAUGGCUUACAGCCAAACAUGGAGCGAAUGCACAGGGUUCAAAUCCAUAAGUCAAGUGCAUACGUUUAAUGCAUAAUAGUGUAAAACUACAGUCGAAUGUUCAGGGUAUUCUCUGGUUGAUUGCAUAUGUGAGCAUUUUUAACCGUUUCUGCAUCGUCAUGUAGAUUUAUUUUUGGAAAACUGACUGCUGACAUGUGGACCAGGCCUUAAAGUCCCACUCCGAUCUUUUUACUACUUAAAGUGUUCUCAGUGGUCUCAGUUUAGCAUAAAUCAUGUUACCUGUGUCAUUUUCAAGCUCUUUUCUUCUGCAGAGCUCCAGCAGCUCAUUAGCAAUUGGCUUCUGAGUCGUGGGCGGAGACAGCGCUGCUCUACACACUCCUCAUCAUGCUAGCUUGUAGCCUAACAUUGCCAGUGUAGCAGAAGUAGCAGGUAACAUAGGAGCUAUUCAGCUAUCAGACACUAAUGUCUUUAGGGACUCGAUAAAAGUUAAUCACAUAAUUAGCUUUCUUACAAGCAUUUCAAUCCAUUAAUGCACACGCUUUUUCUGCGAUCGUCCUCUCUAUUUCUCAGAGUGUGGCCUGCAUAGCGGGGCGCUGGUAGUGAAGCUUGGAUUGGUUACGUAUGAAAUCUCAGUGUUUUUGAACCUGCCAUUUGGGUCUACCAGAGAUUCACAGAGAGAUGAAUGAAGAAAUACUCAGAAAAGCAAUUUCGCAUUUAAUUUUUUAAUAAGUUGUCCUGUAGCAUCAGAAAAAUGCCAUAUGAUUAUAUAAAAAACAAGAAAAACAUGAUUUUCAUCAAACGAUAUGUAAUUUAAAAAAUAACUCAAAACUCCUCCAAAAGACAAAUGAGCCAUUCUGGUCCAAACUAAUAUUUUAUGUUGCCUUUUUAACGUGUAUUCCCGCUGUUUGUUGCACUUCUACAUUAGCUUUGUUGCAAUGAGCCGAAUGUGAAGUGAAGUAACACAUAAACAGUUGUGACAAUAUCUGAUCAGUCAACACAAGUCUACCACUGAGCAAUAGAAGGCGAUAAGGCAUCAAUUUUUUUUUAGACCUAAUUUCAACCGUCUAGAUUCUGUAUAUUUUUAGAUGAAAUUUAAACGUUGCACUUUAACCCAUUAUUGGAUAACUGUUUAUUUCAAAAAGCAACUGUGAGUUGCAUAACUGAUCCCCAAGUACUUAACCAAAAUAAUUAUGAUAGCCGUUGAGCAAUAUACAGUGUAGUAUAGAUAUAGCCCAGAAUUAGACUUGGACUAAACUUGGUCUAAAUUUAGACCUCUAAAAAACUUUCAUUUUUAGAUCUGUGGUAGCCUGAUUUUAGACCAGUCGUCUAGGCUACAUUUAGACGUCUAUUAGACCUCUUUUAGACCAAAAAAUGCUCAGUGGGAGGCCUUAAUAAUUGAUAAGUAAUUAAAAAAAUAACUCCUCCAAAAGAGAAAUGAGCCAUUCAGAUCAAAACCAAUGUUUUAUGUCACCUAGUAAACGUGUAUUCCUGAUGUUUGUUGGUGUAAGCCUUGUUGCACUGUGAUGUGCAAUGAGUGGGAAUGGGAAGUAAAGUAAAACAUACACAGUUAUGAUAAUAUCUGGUCAGUCAACACCAGUCUGAUUCCAAGCAAUUCCAGCCAAAUCCAAGCUUGGAGUUCUUUGACACAAACCCAAGUCUGGUCUUCGGUCCACAUCAGUCUAACUGGAGUGAGAUCAUCUUCUGUUUUAAACCGAGUCCCGUUCAGUAGGUUUCUUCUUGUUUUUUUCAUUCCUGGCAGCGAGUCCUUCAGCACACAGGCCUAAAGAUUAAAUAUUCAAACUGUGUGGUUAUGCAACACCUGCCUUAUGCUGUCCUGUUAAAUUUUUUAUUGUUCCAGGAUUUCGCCGUUUAAGACAUGAGUGUUUGACUCUGAAAGGGUUGAGGCUGUCUCACAGCUGUCAAGACCAACUCCUAACAUCAUUCUCACCUCCGCCCAGAUCUCAUGACUGGCCUUGUAAGGGGGUAGGAGAGCUCUCUUUAUCCAGCCCGUUUAUAAAUGUUGGUUUAAGAAAAGCAACCUGUAAACUUCAACAGCCUGGUGCAUGGAAAUUUAAUGAGAGCGCUGCCUCCCUUCUUUAGAGCCAGCAAGUGCAUCCAAGAGCGGUUAACACCUCGUGUUUGUUUCUUUGCCGCUGUACCCUGAAAGAACACAAUUUUGUAGACGUGUGAGUCCGCGGACCUUUGAUUAAAAAUAGAAGAAGCAGUUGUGUGCACCCAUUUCUCACCCUGUCACCGUUGUGCACAAAGGGGGAAAAGCGCUGGAGGUUCUGCGGUUCAGGAUCUAAACUGGGACCCAGAGUCCAAUCCAUAGGUGA